GUCCGGCGGCCCGGCGCCUGCGCCGUCUCAGCCUCUUCGCCUCGCUCUCGCAGCGGCCCCGCGGUCGUUGUAGUUCCCUGCGCCGUUCACCUCAGGAGGGAGGAGGGGGAGGAAAAACUCCCCUUCCCAGCAUGCCUCUCGGCCACCCCCUCCCACCUCCACCCCACUCCCCCUGUCCCAUCUCGGGCGGCUGAGGCUUCUCAGUGUGUGUGUGUGUACAGUAGAUGGUGUGUCGCUCGAAGUGGGAGCGGCGGUAAUGAGAUGCGUGUGAAACCGCCCAGUCCCGGGAGGAGACGGAGUUUCGCCGAGACGCGAGUGAGUGGUCGGGAGUUGGAGGGAUGAGGGGAAAGAGAGGGAGUCCGACCGAGGGCGGGAGGAGGCGGAAUGGGCAGAGGGGGCAACGUGGAAAGUUCCUCCGGUCGCGUCGGGGGCGGCAACACCGCCCUUCCCGGGUGGGUGGGGUGCGGGGAGCCGAAGCGAGGGCAGCGGGGGCGCCAGGCUCGGGCUGAGUCCCAAGCGACUCCCUCCUCCCGCGGUGACCAUCCAGCUGUGGUCAGCGGAGGUGGGGGUGUCAAGAGGAGGCCGGGUGUGCCCAGAUGUGGAGGGGCCGGGGACUCCCUGAAGGCCACAUCAUCCCUGCCCCCCCAGCUGUGAGGGAUGCUUCCCGACGAGGCUGCCCCAUCUUCCGGGGGGGCUGGAUUCGCCUCCUUUCUGAAGCAAAUUCUUUCUCGCCCAGAGCAGUCGGUGCCCCGGGAUGGAAGAGAGCCACGCGCUCCCGUCCUCAUCCUCGCCUCCUCUGCAGCUGACGCCCCCACGACUUUUGGAGCUUUAAUCUGGCCACCAGCUUUCGCCUGAAGUGCUGCAAAGGAGGGUUCAAAACGCUGGUGAGAGGGAUCUGGCGGGGGGGAAUGACCAAUCUCCCCCCUCCCCACUCCCCGCAGCAAGUUCUCAGCCUGGCAACCUGUUGGAUUGCGAGGGAAUUAAGUAAAGAUGCCCAUGUGGCUUUAAUGUGACCCAUGUAACACUUCAGUGCUUUUUUUUUUAAAAAAAAAAGUUGUAAACUGCUAAUUUCAAUGGGGGGAAAUGUCCUCAAGCACAGGGACAUGUAAACUGGCUUGCGAAGCAUAAUAUUUAGUGUGAAGAGUGUGAUUAAGAGUUUUUCACUUAGUGAAGGGCUUUUGGGAAUUGAUGGUAAUCUCAUAAUAAGGAAGCAGGAAAUGUAGCUUUGGGGAGCAAUGGAGGUGUAAAUAGAGAAAGAAGUGAGUCAGUUCAAAUUGUGCCUGACACCCACAAACCACAUGGGGAUUAUGUUGUUCCCUAUGGCAAUUGCUGAUAGUUUGGCUUUACCAGAGGCUAUCAGGGUGUCUAAACUGCAAAAAGGACCGCAGUGCACUGGAAUGCUGUGUUUUUCAGCUGGUAUCUGCAGUUGCUGAAACCUUUCUUUCUGAUCUUUUAACUUUAAGCCCGACAUUUACACACCGGAUUUUAUUAACAAAGGGGGUUCCCUUUUGGAUAGGUUGCAUCUGUUGCAGUUAGGUCCACAAUGUGUUCAGCAGUAUAGAGUACAGUAGCCUGUCAGUGUGCCAAGUACCUUCCCAAAAACUAAAGCAUACAGUGCAUGCUUUCUAGAAAGUGAGAAUUGUUGAAUUCCAACUUUCUUUCAAAUAAAUUUGCAUAAUUUUGGUCUGCACAGCCCCAUUGUUAACUGGCACCUCUUUACUGUAAAACUUAUUUCCCUGCAGCUGGCAUAGUGCUGCAUUUUGAUUGCUAUGUGUUUCAGCUUUAGGAACAUUAGGAAAAGCUUCCAGAAUAAUCAGGGCAAAAAGUAGUUGUCGGCACCCUUCCUCUGCCAUUGGUGGUUUGGUCUUGUGUGGCUCCUUGCCACUCUUUAUUGCUCUAGGUGCCUUGGCCUCAUAGUGGCUAAGGACACUCUCUGCCUCCCAUGCCACUUUGUCUGCCUUGUGACUGAGGCAUAGCAAUCAAACAACAGCCAUCUUUCCUCCCAGCUACAGAGCUGCAACUAUGAAGACGACUUCUGCUGCACCAAGGUUUGAAAGAAUGCUGGGCAUGUCAUGUUUGCCAGCAGAUGAGUGUGAAGAAAGAAAAUAUGGAAGCCUACUUGUGGCUUUUGAAAGUAGUUUAGGCAAAGGCAAAUAGCAGGGCAAAUAGAUCAAGAUCUGAACUAGAGUGAUUACAUAAGGAUUUGCUAGCUUCUGACUUUGCAACUGAUUCUUUGAAAUUUAGCUGAUUUUUUUCUGAAGAAAUUAGGAAUGGUUACAAAAUGAUGUUCCCUAAGUUAAUCAUGUCUUUAGUCGUGAAUGAGUCAGUUUUGGUUGCUAUUGCAAUUUAGAAAGUGGAAGAGAGCCAUUUCUAAAUUGAAUGUAUAGUCUGAUCAUUGUGGUUCUUCACCUCAUAGUCCAAAUUAGCUUGUACAAGGUUUAGAGCUGCACUGAAAGUCCCUUUAGGUGUAAGAGUAAAUCUUGGAAUGAUGUAGGCAAACUCUUUCUUGACCCCAUUUCUAGCAAUUUCUCUUUAUUUGACCACUUACCUUUCUUGCUUAACUAUUUUUUAUUUGGUCCUUACACUUGGAGUUCUUUUCCCAAAGUUAAAACUGCUGCAAUAAUAACCAUGGUACUUAAACUGGAGCAAAUUGUAGUAAUUGAAGAAGCAUUCUGAAAUUGUUAAUUUAAAUGACACAGUGCAUUCCUCCUUUCUUUUGUUCAUCCAUUUAUUAACUUGAUAUUGCCAUGCCAAUGAGAAAUGACACUGAGUUCAAUAAUCCUAACAGUGCUCUCGUAAAUGAAUUUGCAGUAAGAUUCACCAGGCACUUCUUUGCAUUUACCACUAAAAAGCUCUCUAUAUCUUCCUCCAUUCUCACCUCAGCUACUGCAGCCUCCACCCCUCCAGCUGGCUCCUUACAUUUUAUUCAGUUCAGAUUACCACUGCUAAAAUCAUGUCUUUCCCCUGUUGGCCAGACUCACUGUGCAGAGUUUGUCAUAUUUUCUAGAACAGUGUGACACCAAGUAGUAGUUUGUUACUUACAAAACACUGAUAUUUCAGAUUUUCACCUCUGGAUUUGCUGGAGUUUUCACUGGCAGUUGCACAAAUAUGCUUCUCUGGCAGCUACUUUUGUAGUUAUAUUUUGUAAAGGGAUGUGCCAUUUUUUAGAGGCCUUGAAAUGUAAUAAUUCAUAAUCAGUUUGUGAAACAUUUAAGAAUUUACAAUCUUUUCUGCUAACACUACGUAGCUUUGUCACUUAGUCCGCUAAAGAGAAGCUUGUUCUAACAUUGUAUAUAGUACCAAUUGAAUCAGCAUUUAGGAUUUGAUAUAUCUGCAGUCUUGUUCUUCUAGCGUUAGCAUACUUCUAUGCCAAAUACCUUGUAAAGUAAUAUAUGCCUGGUUUUCCUUUGUGUCUUAGACAAAAUGGCUACUAAUGAAAAUACCUCUGAUGCGUUAGUUAGAAAUUAUAUUAGCACUUCUUCAGAAAGGUUGAAACAAAAAACAUUGCCAAUUAACUUUGAAAAUUAAAAGUUAAAAUGAACAUGAAAUUGCAUAUUGUUUUAGAAGAGACCCACCGUACUUUUCUUAAGUGUGCAGGAACAUUGAGCUAUGGUAGGGUAAAGCAGUGGUGCUUAACAAAUCCUUUGGACCAUUCAGUAGUAGUCAUUGUGGGAACUUUAUCAGUGGUUAGCUACAAGGAGCUGAACAAGGAGAGGAAGUGUAGGUAUGUUGUGUGUGACUUCCAAUGCUAGUGCAGCUAAAGCACGGCAUGCACUUUCAAUCCUUCUUGAUUCUCUUAACAUCUGAACUGCAAAUGGGUGAAAUGCAUGUGGAGGGGAGGGAUCACAUUCCACUUUUUCCUGCACUAUUCCUUGCACUUUCUCUUUACUGCACAUGCACUAGACUGAAAGCACAAGGUACUCCUUUUCAGUCCUGGAUUUAGCACUGUGUUUUAGAGACACUUAUAAUUUUAGUGAACUUUUCUACAUAUAUUUAACUACUCCAUAUAUCCGUAUUCCAAACACCUUCAUUGUGGACCUCCCACUCCCUGAUGUUAAGACUUUUUGAAUAUAACUGUUUUCAGUGUCCCUUCACAGCAGCAUUAUUUUUAUCGAACAGCUUUGCAAUCAGUGUGUUGAAUGUUAUUUUUCUGCUGCUGCUAUGAGCCAUGCUAGAUUAGAUGUAGCAGUUAUGUCGAGGAGCUGCAACAUCUUGUUCCUGAUAUAAUAUACAUGGCAGCUCCCUAAAAGAUAGAAGAAUAAAGUGAAGUAUCUAUGACUUAAGGAAAUUAAAGCAGAAAUAGGUUGUAGCAUAUGCAUUUGGCCUCCCAGUAUCAUUUCUGCUUUAAGUAGAUUGAUUGUGGUGUUAUGUAACAUUUCUAGCAUGUGUGAAAUGUAUCUUUUUUCCCCUUCUACUAGGCAGUACUUAACACUUCAAAAUGCUGCAGACUACCACUGUGAACCCAACAAUUCUGCUCCUUGUACUUGUAUUCGUAGAAAUUUUCUUCCUUCAUUUCGUAAGAUGAACAUCUUCCAAAAAUGACGACUCAGAGACCAUUGAGUGGAACCUUAUUUUUUCAUCUCUAUUAAAUGAAACAAUAACAUCUGAAAGUUGAAUAAAUUCAUUGAAGACAGUACUUUUGAUCCAGGACAUUAUCCACAUUUUUUAAAACUACAGUGUAACAAGAGUAUUGACAUAAAUUUGUAAGUUGAAUCCUUGAGUGCAAUACUUCGAAGUGUGCUGUUUAGCAGGUUUUUCUCCUCCCGCUGAAGCAAAGUCUAAGGUUGUCCUAGAAGUAGUGAAAUGAAGAGGCUGUGUGAAAAAACAAUGUCUAUUUCUGUUUCUGAAGAGAACAAUUUCAUAAUGAUGUAAGCCUCUCCCAACAUCUGGAUGUGGUGCUAAAGGCAAAGCAUUUUUGAUCAGCUGACGUGAAGCUGUGCAAAGAGGACCUUCAUUAAAAUAGCUUCUUGCCAAAAUAAUCUUAAACAUCAUCAUGCACAGACUGAAAAGAAAAAUGAAGAUGACUGAGAUAUGAGGAUGUUUCCUUGAACCUUGAAAGAGAAGUGUGAAAUUACACUUGCAACAUUGCAGGAUAAAGAAAUAAAAGAAUUUUCUUGACUAUUAGACAGGUCUUGACAGAUUUAAAUCAAGUCAGAUGUCAUCAAACGAAUCUUCUCCUCCAUCCUUACAGAAGUUUUCCCCAUCUGCGUCCCAUGUUGCUGCUCCACCUACCCCUUCUUUAUCUUCAAGUCCACAAUCUGGACUCUCAGGCCGACUGUCCAAUGGCAGCUUCAGCACACAAAGUCUCACCAACUCCAGGGGCUCUGUGCAUGGCAUCUCCUUCCUGCUGCAGAUUGGUCUCACUCGCGAGACUGUUACAAUUGAUGCUCAAGAUCUCUCCCUUUCUGUUGUCAAAGACCUAGUGUGCUCCGUAGUUUAUCAAAAGGUACAGUACAACAUAGAACAUUAUUGAUUUUGAUUAUAUUAUUCCCACCAUUAUUUUUUUUUUGCCCUCAGGGACUUGGGAUAGAUAUCUUCAGGCUUAAAGUGGGGAGGAGAUGUGCAUGCAAUCCUCCCUGUGUCUGCCACCUCCACUUCAGACCUUCCAGGGCUGAGCAGGAAUGUCUUUAGGAAAGGUCUAAGCAUAUUCAGGCAAAGUCCUGAAGAGGGCUUAAACAAUCAGAAAUGUCUGCAUGGGAGUUAAAUGUUGCUCUGAACCCAGAGUAUAAUUGUUUAUUUAUUGAACUGUUUGUAGCAUUAUAAUUUGUCAGAGGGAACUAAUGAAUGUCAGGUUUUUCAUCAUUAAGGUAUGAGUACCUCUUUUGUAAUUUGAGUGUUAGCAGCAAAUUUUUACAUUUGACACAGUUUAGAACAUUUGAUAUUGUAUCUUUUCCUUCUUCUAAGAAGCUCAGAGUGGUAAGUUAGUCUCACAUCUAUGCUGGGAGCAGACUCUCAAGAAGGCCUGUUUCUAUUUCUGAGAUGUUUCUUAUUCGGUUCUCCCCCCACUCUUCUAUCUGCAGAAGAAUGGGUUUUGGGUUAUCCCCCUUUGUCUCACUGUGGAGAGAAGUUAAUUUUCUAAAUCAUAAAAUCUGACAUUUCUCCCAUCGUGAAGGGAGAAAGAAAUGGGUGCAGAAAUUCAAGGUCCACUCCCAAUUUUGCCCUGGAUAAAAUCAUUGGGGAGAAUAUAUCAACUCAACAGGGUUGUGGGGGCUUGCCAAAAACCACAGAGAAAUGCUUCAUAGCAAGUGGGUAUUUGAAUGGGUGCUUCUCACGUAUGAACUUGACACUCAGAUGUCUGCAUUAUGCUAGCUUUUUGUACAGAUGAGGAAGACUGCAGCUUGUGUGUUUCCUAGUACCGUGAAUAAAUUGGGCAUUGGAAUUCUGGAAAACUGGGGAAUGAAAAUUCAUUGCAUUGUUCUUGAAUGCUUUUGAUCCCCCUACAUACUAGCUGUAGAAGGCUUGGAAUUUCCUUUCCAUGUAGUGUGAAUCUGCCCUGCUUAUUGCACAAUAUGUGGCUGAUUAACCAAAAUUCCAUGUCCUGCGAAAAGGACCUGAUGCUGCUUACUAGGAUAUGAUUUUGCAUUGGGUUUGACUACUUGAUAAUAGAAUCUGAGUUGAAUUGAUCUCAAUUGAGUACAGCCAACACUUUCUUUUUUGAUCAAAAAUGUAUUAUCAGGCCCAGCUUUUAGAAAAUGAAUGAAGCAACAUGAGUAAUAGAUACAGAGUAUUGAUGAUUUAAUUUUCUAGUUACUCUGUGCUUUUCUGAAUUGUUUCUGUUGUGUAGACUUAUUAAAUUUAAUAUGCAGGUACCUGUUCCUCCCUGCCCUGGAUUUUAAAAGUUUAAAGUGACAUUGGAUUUUUAGAAAUUCAACUCUUUUCUCUCUCAGUUAGACAAUAGUUUCUUUUUUAUCAGUUUAGAAGCUUGCAUCAGCAUUUUGUUUAGUUUAUGCCCAAACUUUGACAGCAUGCUUGGUUUUUAUUGUAGUUUAUUUGAUUUCAUUGUAUUGCAGGCUAAUCCAUAUUUCUGCCUUUAGAAUAGUUUGUGUGUAUGCACACAUGUACACUAUCUUCUAACACUUUAUUGAUCUGCUCUUCCUUAUUUUCCUGAUUUCACAUUUGUCUCAUGUUUUUCUUUCUUGCUUAAGUCUUUUAAGUUUGUCUUCCUGCCUGUUCUUGGCAACUUCUGCUUGAAUCAACAGAAGCUCAAAAGUACAUUAUAUAGGGAGCCAAUUGUACUGUAAAAUGACUAGGACUUCAGAUUCUGGUCUUGUCCUGUCCAAUUGGCUUUAGUACAGCUUUAUGUGAAGGAAAGCUCUGAUUGUGCUAGCAUCAGCUGCAGAGUGAGCACAUGUCCUAUCCAGGCAGCACACUACUGAUCAGGAAAUGGGGAGGAGGGAUGCUUAUUUGUGGUGGAUUUCUUUUUUAUAAGUACUUGUGCAGCUGGUGCACAGGUGGCAGUAUUACUCCAAGAGCACCGGCAGAUUUUAAAAGUGCAUCUGAUCCUUGGCUAGGUCUUUGAGGCACAUCUAUAAGUACAAAGAUCUAAAAUCAGAUUAUAGGCAAGUAUAAUAUAAAGACUGUCCAACUUGAAAGCAUUUCUCUACCAAAAAGGAGUUGAUAGCAAUUCUGUAAUGUUAAAGGCUCCUCUGUUUUUGCUAUUCCAUUGCUGGGAGAAGUUUUUUCCCUUGGUGUUGAUUGCUUUGUCAACUUUCUGCAAUUUAGGACCUGGGGAUAACAUCUCUAUACUUGUGUUUUUAAAAAUGUAUGUAAUUCAAUAUUCAUUUGUGUGCGUUAUGUUUAUAGCCCACCCUUUCUCCCAAGAUCUCAGGCAUACAUGAAGUUUCCACACCUUUAUCCUCACAACAACACUGUGAAGUAGAUUUGGUUGAGACAGUGUGAUUGGCUCAAGAUCACCUAGGGAUCUUCAAGGCUGAGUGCAUUUUGAACCCAAGUCUCUGUGACCCAAAUUUAACCUCUCUGCUAGACUAUGCAGUUCCUCUUCACAUUUUACUUCCAUGGAAGGCACUGAAUGAGGAGGAGUGAGAUUACACUACUGCCAACAACACAUGGCCACUUUAGCUCUGGUGUCACCAUUUUGAGCACCAGUGUCUGUAGAGGAAUUUUUAUGCAUAAACAGCUACUCAUGUAUAGUGGUUGCUUUUAGACACAUACUCUGUGGUUGAUUCCAGGGAUAGUCCUGCCACUUCUACAUGAGAGUGGUCUUCAUGUAAAUGAAUUGUGUAUCCUGUAGAAACUUUUUUUUUUUUUGUAAAAUGUAAGACUUCAAGUGUCUGAUUUAUAAUUAGGAAUGUGCCUUGAUGGUGUCUCAAUUACCUUGAACUCCAUAGAAUGAAACUUGCAGGCCAUGUUCCCUUUAGGAGUAAAGUAAUAUUAUUUCACCAUCAUUUUUCAUGAUUUAUAUUUCUGUAAUGUGUGUUGAGGUGUUUGUGUGCAACAGAGCACUUUAAAUUGCAGCUGUUUUUGUUCUAGCAAGAACAAAGUUGGGGCAUUCUGAUGGCAGUACUACAGAAGAGUUAGUGCUUAAAUUCCAACCUGAUCCUUGUUUUGUACAUUUGCCUGAGUAGCAACAGUUGGUUUUACUUUUUUGAAAAGGUUCCUCGCUUCUGUAUUUCAAUCCAAUAUCAGUUCAAUUGUCUGCCUCCACUGGCUACUCUUGCUCUUCUUUCCAUUCUUCUAUUUUCCUAUUACUUUCACCUGCCAGCCCACACUUUGAACCUGAAUCCAAUGUUCUCUGUGGUAACUCACAAGAGCUUUCUACAGGUUUCUCUACCUUUGAGAAAAGGAAGUAUCAAUGUGGCACAGGAAAACAAUGUAAUACAUAAAUGUUUGUUGAAUUCAAAUACACUCAGAAUAAAGUAGCCGAAGGAGUAGCUAACAUGUUGCCAUACAGCUGUGGUUGGACUACAGCUCCCAUAAUUGACCAUUGGCCUUACUAGAUAGGGCUGUUGGGAGGUUGGAGUCCAGCUUCUAGGGGGCAGCAUGCUGGCUACCUUGGAAGUAGAGUAACCAAAAUAAAAUGGAAUGAAUGUUUCUCUGGAACGUUGGAAGCUGUUGUAUACUAAGUGAGACCAUUUUGCUAUCUAUUUCUCACUAUGGUCUACAUACACUUGCAGGCUGUGACUCUCAUCUUGAAACUCUGCAGAAUCUUUCCUUAUCCUACCUGGAGAUGCCAGGGCAGAACUUGGGACUUUUCGGAUGCAAAACUUGUUCUUUAUGACUAAGGUCCCUCCCUAACUGUGUCUUUGAUCUGUGAAAGGUGAAAGCUAUAGAUGUAAAUUAGGAAGGUUCCAGUUUGCACUAGUUUUAACUAUACCCUAAUUGUGCAGGGUGAUUAAUAAUCCCUUGUUUGUUACUGUGGUAGACAAUGGGGUUUUCCUGAUAGCAACCUGGUAUUUCAGAAUGGGAGACUUAAAAAAUGUGUGUGUGAACAUUUUGGGUGUUGAGUGUCAUGUGAGCAGGCUCUUGCAACUGGACUUCUCCUUCCUCUCUCCCCCCUGCAGCCCAUAAAAUCUGUUUUGAAGGAUUUUUCAACCCUUGUUCUAGUUCUGGUGCUGUGAACUAUGUCAUGCUUUGCCUUAGGGGCAGAGGUUUUCAACCUUUUGGGGUCCAUGGCUCCCUUGACUAACUACAUUCUUUCUGUGGCAUCCCUGUGGGGCUCAGGAGCCCAGCUAUGUCAUCCCUUGGCUGCAGAGCUGGCAGCCUCUCACCCCUUUUCGAACACCCUCCUUUGAGUGUUCCCUCAGCCUCCUCUCUUCUUCCCUCUCCUUGGGAGUCCUCUGGGCAGUCGCAGCUGCCACUCUUGGUCUCUGAGAUGCUCCCCUACCCCAAAGAGAGGUGCCUUCUCAUACUGCCCCACAAAGGCCUGGAAAGCCCCCCCUGGCCAGCCCCAGAGGCACCAUUCGCCUGGGGAGCUUGUAGUCAGGGCUGCUGCAAAGAACAGCUGUUCAAGCCUUUGGGAGGCAGAGAUGCAAGAGGGCAUCAGAGGACGGAGGGAAAGAAAGAGGGACAGAGGCCAGUGUUGCCCAUGGCACCCCGGCCAUCAUUCAAGGCACCCCAGGAUGCCGUGGCACACUGGUUGGAAACCACUGCCUUAGGAGAUUGUCUGACCCUGGACUCAUGUUCCAUCUCCUCAGUUCAACAACAAGCUGUAAACCAGAAACAAACCAUGGUUCCAGCUCAUGGUUUGUCUGGACUGAGACAAACUGGGGUUCAGACAGUAUGCUAAGCUAAACUACACUUCUGCCAGUAGGUUCAGAGAAGGAGCAAAGUGGCCACAAUCUCCUUUCUGGAAGCCCACACACUGACACUAAGCUAUGGGUUGGCUUAGCGUUACGUGCAAACCUAGGAACUGUUGGAUGUCCGCCUUUAUCUGCUAGCUGGCCAUUCAUUCUCCAUCCCACCCUCCCAAUCCAUAAUUGUUAUUAUCAUGAAGUUAGAUUACAAGUAUUAUUUGUUUUUCCUAAGAAUUUCUGUAGCGUUUUAUAUUACUCAUCUUUCCCUGAUUUGCCUUCCAUUUUUCAUUGCAUUCUGGCUUUUCUCUUAUCUUAACUAAUGGCUCCUACAGUGUUUCCUUUAAUGGCUCAUCUUCUCAUUUCUGUUUCUGGCAUCCCUUAAAGUGGUUUUCUCCAUUAUCUGCUCUUUUGCCCAAUCUUAUAUGUGCUCUAAUUUCUUUGAACUGCCAGCACUCAUCUGAUUUUGCAUUCUUCUGGUUUCUAGCCAGCCUCUCCCUCAUGAUUCAGCUUCAUCCCUGCAUUGUUAGAGCAGCUUUUUGGCUUCUGCUAUUUAUCCUUAAUUGACUUUCUCAAAAAGUUAACCUGCUUCUAAUAAACUUAUUUCUAUAUCCAUUAACAAUUUCUCAUUAUGCUGUCUUUAAGACCGGUAAGCUUCUUUUCUGCUGCUGUGCUAUGUGACUCUUCCUAAUUUUGCUUUUUCUCUCACCUUAAUCUCAGACUAAUCUUCUGAGUCAGCCCCACUCCCCCUCUCUCCCUCUCUCCUGCUCUUGGUGUGCAUAUGUGAAAUAUAGAAAUGCAUUUUAUUUGGUUUUAAAAUUGAUGGCCAUAAAGGAAGAUCAGUUCAGAACUUCAUUUUACCCUUCCAGUGUGUGCUAUCAUGUGGUGAACAGAUGCAUUCUCUGUGAACUAAAAGUUUAGUUCUAAAAGAUGGAGAAUUGUAUACUUUUUCACAUUCUAACUUCUUCUGGUAGGGAAGUGUAUUUGAUCAUUAUUAUGGCAUUAUUAUGGCUUCCUUACCCAUUCCAUGCUGUUUUCCCCUGAAUGUGAGCAUCUGCCACACAAACAUCUCUAUCAUAUUGGGCUUGUGUAUUCAUCCCUCUUCUCUUUCCACAUGUCCAAGAAGAGAAUUUCUGCUGAGUUUUCUUUCUGUUUUAAAGAAUUUUGGCUUAGCCUUACAUAAGAGCUAGUAAUCCUGGUUUAAAAAUGGUUAAACAAGUCAGCUUUAAACCAUGGUUUAUGAACUUGGCUUGUUUUAACUAACCUUUGUUUUAAACUAGAAUUCUUGGGUCAUUUGUAUUGCUAAGGCAAGAUUCUUUGAAAUGGAAAGUAAAUUUGAGAGAAGUCCUGCUCCUGGGUGAGGGAUGAGCAUACAAGCCCAGACUUGUCCAUGUAUGCUUUAGCAUCACAUGUGAACUAGCCUUUUGAAUUAAAGGAAGCUUUCCUAUGUAAAUGGUGAAUCAGUUUGAUUUUUCAGAUAUAAAUAUUUACACUCUACCUACAAAAUACAGAUGGGACUCAUCAUCCUUGGAAGGUAGCCCAUCUAAGAGAAGUAAAAUUUUGAUCCUAAACUUCCACUGCCUUGCAGGACGUCUUCAGGAGAAAAAAAGGCUAAGGAGUAAACUCUGCACAAAUCCGGAGUGGAGUCCAUAUGAUUUCUUCGCCUCCUUCUGGCAUCCUCUGGCCAAAUGUAUUGCUCUGCUUUUAUUUGAACCAUACCAGCAAGGUUGAGAGCGGGGUCUUGUUGUCUGGGCUGCCCAGGACCUCCAUAUAAACUAACCAGGCUUGCGCCCUGAGAAGGUCACUUCCAACAUAGUGAUUUGACUUCACCCCCGGAAGCACACUCCAUUGUCUCUUGAGACAUAUGUCAGCAACAACAACCAGACAGAGGCAUUACAUUUUUACCUGCUGAAAACAAAACUCCUACUCUGCCCAGAAGCUGUCAGACUUUGCUUUGUUCUAUUAAUCAUGGUCUCUUCAUCUUUGUUUAAUACUUGCUUCUUUUGUGAGAGUAGGGCUGGACCAAGGCAGAGUAAAGCAGAAAAGAGCAACAGUGGAAGGAAGAAAAGACAAAAUUGACCACUGAAAAGGUUCUUAUAUCCUCAUACUUAAGCUGCAAUAGGUUCCAUUGAUAGGAUUGCACUGUUAAUAGUGCAAAAUGUCAUAGGCUCUUGCUGGCAGACUUCAUAUGGGAAUAUUUAAGAGGCAUUCCCUUUGUAGGUAAAAGAAGAAAGCAUGCAAAAUGUAUUCAAUGAGAUAAACCAAAUUCAGGGCCUGGUUGUAAAAAUGAAAUAAUACUCUAGUUGUAAACGAACCACAAUUUAGUGGUUAGAUUUGUACCAUUAUUUAGGAAAUAUAUCAAGAAGCAUCAGUGGGAAACAUAUUUUCAUUCAGUAAUUUAAAUGGGGCAACGGAAGAAAUACAUUUUUGGUAUCUCGUAUUUUCUGGAACCAAUAUGACAACAGCUGUCUUUAUGAUUGCCUCAUCCUCUCAGAUUUCCUUUAAAUGCAAUGUUUUCAGAUACUUUAAAAGUGCUUUCUCUCCUCCUACAGAGGCAUCACUCUUUUUAAAAUCUAUCUCACUGCAUCAAAGUUGUUUCUGUGUGCUGUUUCUGCUUAUGUCUGAGUAUAACUUCCCUACCCAUUUAGCUGUGUCUUUGAAGCUGCCUUCCAUUGUUGUCUAUCUUUUUGAUCAUAAUGUCUUCUGUGCCAUCUGCAAAGAAUACAUUUCAGACAUGACCUAUCUCUUUUUCAUCUCAUCUCAUGAAUGUUAAGUUUCCCCCUUAAACAAGCAUUCAGCAAUGUGUGUGUAUUUAUAUCUAUCUAAAUUGCUAGAUACUUAUAAUUAAAAUAUUUUUUGCCAAAAUCAUAAGCAGACAAAGCUGAUUUUAAAUGUAUGUAGUUGUGAAAUAAUUUUAAAAGCAUAGUAUAAAUUAGCAGAAGUGUCAUGCUUGUUUUGAGCUUGCAUUUUAAGCAAGAAUCAUUUCCUUUUUAAAGUUGAAUUAGACAUUUAAUUUAACCUGCAGUGAUUUGUCAUUCAAUACUUUUCGUACUACAACUGCUGAUUUCUAUUUUAUUUUUUUAAUGCAAAAAGCACAUUCCUCUUAUUGUUUUAGCUGCUGUGAUCAAUCAAACAUGCAGAAUUUGUUUCCCCUGAAGAUUGUAGUUUUGAACAAAUUGUGGUGAGUGUGGUUUCAUGGCAGCAUCCACUCUCAAACUGUGUAUAGCAUAUACUGUACAAACCUACAGAACUAAAUGGGGAUGUCUGGGAAGCGUCUUAUAGUUGGUUCAAUAAUGGCAUGGACUCUAAUGUACUUCAGAAUUUGAGAGUCUGAGGUAGUAUACCUUCAGGAAGCAAAAAGAAAAUCAGUAGCAUGUAUGAAUGCAAGUUAUGAGAAUAAUCGUUGUUUAUAUAUUUUAUCCAAUAAAACAAUUGCUUCCACCUUAUUUCAAGUUAAGAGAUUUUUGGGAUCCUGUGCUUGCCUACAUUGGCUCCUUAUUUGUAGUUUACUUGGCAAGUGGUUCCUGAUAGAAUAAAUUGUUAGAGCAAAUAAAUAAACUGAUAUAAGGAAUGUUGGGUGUAGUGAAGGGUUAACCUUCUGUGUCUCGAGGCUGAGAGGAGGCGCUUACAAGGGAAGUAAGCCAGGACGUGACGAAAGCAGCUUGGAAUGCUGUGAGCUGAGUGAAAAGUGAAAGCAGCUUAGUUGCGCAGCUGCAAGCUGAGAGAAGGACGCAAAAUGCAACUUCAAUCAGAUGGUGUUUCCUGAUUGUAAAUAUGCUACUUUUGAGCAAAUAAAGUGCUACUAGGAAAGAAGAAACGUGUGAGACUUCUUUUACUGCCCUUCCAACACGGACGCUGUGCAAUUCUGCUAAUUGCUUUACGACCUGCAGAGGAGUGCAGGGGAGCGUGCCGGACGCCAAGAAUAAAGCAAUAAAUCUACCUAACAUGGUUAUGGACAUGAUUAUGGGUCAACGUGAAGCGUGUGAGGAAGGGCUUUGAAGCUUUAUCUGCUGAUCGUCAGUUUGAUCGACUGCCGGAGACUUCAAAGGGGCAGAUCGGAGGAGGCUGGGAGCUAAGAGCCAUGACGUCCGGAGUUCCCAGUUUGGCUGAGUGAGUGAGUACCUUUGGAAAAGCCAACAGAAGGGGGCAAUGGCUCAGCCCUGUGAACAUGGCUUUGAGUUUAAACUGCCAUGUCAGAAACUGACUAGCCAAAAUUGGCUGCAGUGGAGAUUUCAAGUGGAGCUUUUGCUAGUUGGGGAGCAGCUGUGGAAUGUAAUUCACCCCACACAGAAUGCAGCUGGGAAAGCAGAGGCUAAUAGGGCUGCAGAGCAAAGUGAAGUUGAGAAGCGUGUGCUUGCUUUUUUGGCAGAAAGUGUGGAUGCUCAUCUGGUGCCUGUUGUCCUGGGUGCAAGAAAGCCAGAGGCCGCUUGGCUAGCACUCCAAGAAGCUUGUGGAGCUGGAGUGGGAAGCAAGGGCCGAGAAGUGGCUGCAUCCGAAAGGGAGAGGCAAGAUGGCGCCGGCCACAUUCUUGAGUGCCGAUACACAGCUGGGAGGAGCUGGGAGCCCCCACAGGGGGGCGAAGGGACUGUUGCUGUUGUUGUUGCUAGCAAUGCUGCUUGUGCUUUUGCUGAGCCUGGGAGCUGUGUGGAUGCUGCACCCAUCAGGGGGGGUGCAGAAAAACGUCCUGGAGACCCCAUGAGCAGUGGGGGGGCAGUGAGCAGUGAAAGCUCAGAGACGCCUCUUUCUCCAAAAGCUGCCAAGAGUUGUUUACGUCGUGAGUCGGAGCCUGGGAAGCUGAAAAGAGCUAAAGGCUUCAAGGUCAGCCACCUGCAGCAAGGACAGAUAAGAGCUUCAGAGUUGUGUGGGAACGCCGAGACAAGUCCAGUCUCCAUGGCAACUGAGAGAGUUGCAUCUACGGAAGCUGUGAAGGUCGUGGGCAAGUCUUCCUGCCAGGGGGAGUCUGUUGCCGUGACGACCAGAGAGGACAUCUGCAGAAGCCCCAAGGAGGGGGGUAGUGAGGAGAUUGUUGCCCUGGCGACCCAGGAAUGUAAACAACAAGACUUUCUCACUGUAAUAAUACUCUGGUGCCUCAAAUUCGUUGGUGCCAUCUCCUGGUCUUUUGAGGAAUUGCAGGACAGUAAAAACUGAGAAGUAUGUUACGUUUGCAGGUGGAAACAGAAAAAAGCUAACAGAGACAGGACUGUUCUUCUGUCCUUUCCUUAAGCAUGAAGUCAAAGCUUAUGCAGUGCCCGGUUUAACUAACUGUUUGUUAAGUGUGCAUGAUCUAUCGAUCGAUGGUUUCCAAAUUUCUUUUGCAGGUGACAAAUGUGAAUUUUCCAAGGAUGGGAAACACGUGUACACAGUGCAGUCUAAAGAUAAUUUGUUUGCUGUAAAUGUGCCUUUUUCCACAGGAGAGGAUGACACCGAAGAUGCGAAGGGCCAAUGUGUGAAUGUAGCACCCCACAGUGGUUGUUCACAUAUUUGGCACAGACGCUUCGCUCAUUUGAAUUGGAAAUAUCUCCAGAAAGCACCAGAGCUGACACAAGGGUGCAAAUUUAAUGCUUGUGACAAAUUUCUAGAUUGCAAUGCAUGUAAACAGGCGAAAGUUGUGACAUGCUCAUAUCCAAAGUCAGAGAGGCAGACCACACAACCCUUUGAAUUAAUUCAUGCAGAUUUGUGUGGACCCAUGUCUGUUGAGUCACUGGGAGGUUCUAAGUAGUCAUUACUUUUGAUUGAUGAUUUUUCGAGGUCUGCUUGGACCUUCUCUCUGAAAACGAAAGGGGAGGCGGCUAAAAUGAUCAGGGAUUGGAUCACCGCAGUUGAGGUAACUUUUUCCACCAAAGUUCGUGGUUUUCAAAGUGACAGAGGUGCUGAAUUCACUGGUUCUGCUUUACAGGAUUUCUUUAGGGAGAAGGGGAUUAGCCACAGACUGACCGUUCCUUACUCUCCGCAACAGAAUGGGGUCGCAGAGAGAAAGAACAGGGCGGUGCAGGAAGCUGUGUCUGCGAUCCUGUGGGACGCAGGGCUACCCCAGAAAUAUUGGUCGGAGGCUUGGCGAUAUGUGGUCCAUACCGAGAACAGAGUGUACAACUCUAGUGUAGGAAAUACACCGUAUUUCUUACUUCAUGGACGGAAGCCUAAGGUACACUACCUUCGUGUGUUUGGUUGUGAGGCUUGGGUGCUUAUUCCAAAGGCUCUACGCAAGAAAGGUGAGCCAAGAUCUAAAAGAAUGAUCUUUGUAGGGUAUGAGCCUGGCUCAAAGGCCUGGCGGUUUGCGUACCCAAGUGGAGACCAGUCUAGGUUGGUUAUCAGCAAUAGCGCUGAGUUCUGUGAGCAAGCUGGUUGGAAGCGUCUGCACGCUAAUCCAGACGUGCUUCCACAGCAGUUCUAUGGACUCAGAUGUUGAGGAGGAAGAGGAACUUGUUGCUGGGGACCACGGUCCAGAGCAACAGAGUCCAAGGCAGGGACAGCUCAGGAUCCCUCAGAGGGGGGAACCUAGAACACCUCCUCAGGCAAGUGUCAAGUUUGAGCCAAAGAGUGAGCCUUCUUCACCUGCUGGACUAGCUGUAAGGCCCAAGAGGCGCAGCAGGUCAGAGGGGGAAGACACUGAAGUUGAGGAUGAUUUAGCUGGACCCAGUGAAGCGGCAGGGUCACCAGGAGUCACACUGAGGAGAUCAGCGAGGACAAGGAGGCCUCCUGAUCGGUACGACGCUUCAGGCAUCUGGGUAGGUUCUGCAAGAUGUGAACCUGAAUCCUUCGAGGAUAUUCAGAGUUUACCUGAGGAAGAAGCAGGCAAAUGGCACAGGGCAAUGGACAAAGAGAUGAAGUCCAUGAAAGAUCUAGGUGUGUUCUCACUCACGGAGUUGCCACCGGGAAAGUAGGCUGUGAGUUCCAGGUGGGUUUACCGCUGGUAACCCCACUGGUGCUGGAGAGCCGCAGUAUAAAGCCAGGUUAGUUGCUCGAGGAUUUACUCAGAGGAAGGGAAUACACUUCACGGAGGUGUAUUCGCCAACGUCACGAGCGGAGACUCUGAGAACGCUUUUAGCUUGGGCAGCACAGAGAGGCUGGAAGGUAAACCACUUUGAUGUGGAUGUUGCCUACCUUAACUCAGAUCUCCAGGAGGAGCUGUACAUGAUUCCUCCUCCGGGGUUUGAGAACUCAAGGCAGGAUGUUGUGUGGAGAUUGCACAAAUCCAUCUAUGGAUUACGUCAAUCUGCUAGAAACUGGAACAUGUGCCUGAAUGAAGCUUUGGAGAAGCUAGGUUUCAGGAAGAGUCUUGCUGACAGUUGCCUGUUCCUUAGAGGAUCAGGAGACUCACAGGAGCUGGUGCUGAUUUUUGUUGAUGAUGUGCUUUUCUUCUCAGAAACAGAUGAACAGGCGGAGAAGUUUGCCAAAGAGCUAGGUAAACGAUUCAAGCUUAAACAGCUUGGUGCUGUCAAAACCUAUCUAGGUGUCAAUGUUGAGCGUGCACAGGAUGGAAGUUUUUGCUCAGCCAGAGAGGUAAAAUUGAGCAACUGCUUCAGAAGUUCAGGAUGAGUGAUUGUGCAGGAGUGAGAAGUCCUAUGGAGACUAGUUUUGUGAAGGACAGCCAGCAAGUAGAACGCACUGCGUUCGAAAAUACUGAAGUGUUUCAGUCAGCCCUUGGGAGUUUGUUGUACUUGUCCCAGUGGAGCAGACCUGAUAUAGCGUUUGCUAUCAAUCUGCUUAGCAGGGAGGCAUCAAACCCUAGUGUGCAAGCCUGGAAUGGCAUCAAGAGAGUUCUGAGGUAUUUGCAGGAGACCAAAGACUUUUGUCUUAGGUUGCCAGCACAAGGAGAAGUGAAACUGACUUGCUUUGUGGACUCGGAUUGGGCUAAUCUUGAGGAUCGAAAGUCUGUGUCUGGCCUAGUGGUGAUGUUUGGGAACUCAGUAGUUGGAUGGAGGUCCAAGAAGCAAAGUCUUAUAGCGCUCUCAUCCACUGAGGCUGAGUUUAGUGCUCUUUCAGAGAUGUGCAGAGAAGUAGAGUUCUAUGCUUGUUUGGUGCAGGAACUCUGCGAAGUGGAUUGUCUGCCGAUACGUGUUUUCGAGGACAAUCAACCAUGCCUGCGUUUGGCAGAGUCAGGUCAGUUCAAGGCCAGAACUAAACACCUAGACAUUCACUUUCGGAAUGUGUGCCAGAGUGUUCAGGAGGGAUUAGUUGCGCUGAAAUACUGUCCCUCUGCCAAGAACCUAGCUGAUGGGUUCACGAAGCCACUCACCUUCCAAAGACAUGGAGAGUUUUGUGAAGGUCUGGGUUUGGGACGACCAAAGGUCGAUUCUCCCCUCAGGCGCGAGACAAGAGGGGGUGUUGGGUGUAGUGAAGGGUUAACCUUCUGUGUCUCGAGGCUGAGAGGAGGCGCUUACAAGGGAAGUAAGCCAGGACGUGACGAAAGCAGCUUGGAAUGCUGUGAGCUGAGUGAAAAGUGAAAGCAGCUUAGUUGCGCAGCUCCAAGCUGAGAGAGAAGGACGCAAAAUGCAACUUCAAUCAGAUGGUGUUUCCUGAUUGUAAAUAUGCUACUUUUGAGCAAAUAAAGUGCUACUAGGAAAGAAGAAACGUGUGAGACUUCUUUUACUGCCCUUCCAACACGGACGCUGUGCAAUUCUGCUAAUUGCUUUACGACCUGCAGAGGAGUGCAGGGGAGCGUGCCGGACGCCAAGAAUAAAGCAAUAAAUCUACCUAACAUGGUUAUGGACAAGGAAGGUAUAGAAAUGAGGUAUAGAAUGGAAAUGGACUAUUUAUAGAUUUUUAUAUAGAAUGUUCUAAUGUAGAAGGCAUUGCUUACUAAAUUCAUAGAUCACAAGAGCACAGACAAGUCUAAUUUCAGUUUUUAUGUGACACUCAUUAAUGCUUCACCAGUAUAAAUUUUGGCAAGGCUUUCUAUAUAAAAAGGAUAUUAUAAGGUACUUGUUGUAUUUAUAAAAUAACACUUUUAAGAAAUGUGCUUCAUGGUCUAUAAACCAGCUAAGCCAGAAUACUGGUAUAUGUUUUCAAGAUAACAUAAUACCUUGCAACAAAAAGGGCUGAAAUGGAGUUGUAGGUAAUUGGUUGGGGUAGCUAUCAUUUAUUCUCAGAACUUUAGGUUGCAGUCUUAAUUCACACUUAACUGGAAGUUUGCCCCAUUGAACUCAAUGGGACUUACUUCUCAGCAGACAAGUGUAAGAUUGCAUUGCUAGUGUGCUUGUGUUUUUAAACAGGAUCUGUGACCUCACCUGGAAGCUCUUCUGCCAUAUCUGAUGGCAUAAAUUCCUCCUGGACUCCUCCCCAAACACUGGAGUCAUCUUCAACUUCCAUAUACAGUGGUAUCUCAGGUUAAGAACUUAAUUUGUUCCGGAGGUCCGUUCUUAACCUGAAACCGUUCUUAACCUGAAGCACCACUUUAGCUAAUGGGACCUCCCACUGCUGCUGCCACACCACCACCGCAUGAUUUCUGUUCUCAUCCUGAAGCAAAGUUCUUAACCCGAGGUACUAUUUCUGGGUUAGCAGAGUCUGUAACCUGAAGCAUCUGUAACCUGAAGCGUCUGUAACCUGAGGUACCACUGUACUUUUUGGCUGAAAUGCCUACUUCAAAAUAAAAAGCAGCCCUGUCUCAUUUAAUAAUUAAUAACGCUAUCAUUUUUUGAUGUGACUCCCUAACUGAGAAGGUGUGGGAAUUUUUGAAACUAGAGAUUUUUGGGAUCCUGUGCUUGCCUACAUUCGCUCCUUAUUUGUAGUUUACUUGGGGAGCUGCUUUCUCCCCAAGACUCCUGUAGAAUCUAUAGCACUGUAGUUGGAAGAGACCUAGAGGGGCAUCUUGUCCAGCCCCCAGCAGAAAGGAGCAUAGCUACCUGCUCUGCUGCUUGUUGAAAGUCCAGUUAAAAAGUUGAUUCUCCAGCUUCUUGCUCUGAGGAAACACCUGUGGGCCAUUACAGCGAGAAUUACAGCUGGUGAACAAAGAGUAGAGCUCUGGCUGAUGCAUUCCAGAGACUGGAGGCGGGAGAGACGGUACUGGAUAGGAGGAAAUACAAACAGAAUCUAUUGUGAAAGCAGAGAGUGCAGUUUCAGCUGAAGAGCUGAGAUCACAAAGUGAACUUGACCUAGUUGUCACAGAGGUGGUAAAACCAUUCCUGAACUGCACUGCUUGACAUUAUAGGUAUCACAUAAUUGAAUUCUGCUCCCUGCAAAAAAAUGGACUGCAUGUAGAAAACUAGAUAUUGGGAAAAGGUGUUCUAGUUUUUUAAACAUAGGGGGGAAAUAUGGGAAAAAUAUGGAUCAACUUUCAGUUAUGUGAACCCAUUCUGCACUCUCAGCGCAUACAGGCUUCUCACCUCAGCGAGCAAAGGCUAUUUCUUUGUUGUCCAGCAGCUGUUAUUCAGAUGCGUGCUGCUUCUAUCCUGGAGUCGUGACUAGUAGCCACUGAUAGGCAUGUUCACGGAGAGUAAGGCUAAUCCCCUUUAUACAGUGUCUGUAUAAAAUUGUGGAAAAUUGCAUACUGCAUGAAAUGAAUACUGCACAGGCUAUUGCUGGUAUGCUUGGGAGACAUGUAACAUGAAAAAUAACAGAUAUAACUAAGGAUUGUUUGAUCUGCAUUUCAAAGUGAACUGACCUCUUGGGCUAAUGUGCAAAUUGGAAUGCAGUUAUUCUCCAAAUUUUGCAAUGCAGUUCUCUGCUUAGAAAACUAACCAAAAUUCAUAUUUUGGGAUAAAAUGUUACACUGGGAUAGAAUACCUUCCAAACUAUGAUUUUAAAGACAAUUUUUGUGCAUUUUUUUGUAGAUUAUACAGAAAUAGGGCAGAAAGGAUUUGGGAAUAAAUACCUACAAAACUGACAUGGACUGGAGAUGGAUGACUUUGUCCAUCCCUAGAUAUAACCCUUAGGCAGGUAAUAUUUUAUGAUGCUCUAGAGAUCUUUCAGCUUCUUAUAUGUUAUAGGAAUUAUGUUCCCUUCUUAGGUUUACUGUAACUUGUUAAUCUUCGUGCAUUCAGUGCAGUCCAACGUUGGGAACUGCUAAUGUACUGUUGCCCUAGGUUGUGAAAAGAGCCGCUCAAUGAGCAUCAGCUAUGGACAAGUGCUACCCUCUUUCCUAAGCCGAGGUUUUUGGCAGGAGGCCACUUAUUUCUGAAACUCUUCCACUUAGGUGGACAAGCAGGUUUAUUUACUCUGCAAGGGAAAGUGGUCAGGCUUUCUCCAGGAGGCACUUCAUGCAGUCAACACUGCUGCUUUGGCAUGGAUCUGGCUUAGGACCAAAUUAGGCAUUGCAUUAAACAUAUGUCUGGCUCUUGGAUGCUUGGCUUUCCUUUACUAAAAAACAGGUGAAGCUGAUCCAGAUUGGGAACAUGGUGUGGAGGAGAAUGAAUCUAACCCUUUGCCCCCGUUAUGAAUGGUGUAUGGAAUUAAUACUCUUUGAUUUGGCUUAUUCCAGAGGGGCUUUCUUAUUUUGUACAAACGAUUCAGCUUUCAGGGUUUUCAUCUGUAUGUAUUGAAGUGAAAUUCAUUGUACCUAAUGCACCAGCAUUAAAAAAAACUGAUUAUGAAAUUAUUUAACUGGGAUGGGCUUGUGAACAGAGAGAGAUUGGCUUGUUUUAGUUAACAUGCAGCUUAUUUUGGACUGUACUUUUGUUUUCCUCUUAAGGAGGGGUGUGGAAGAACAUUGGUACAUAGACUUUUAGGAGUUUGGAGCUUAUGAAAAUAGUAUCAUAUUUUUGCACCAAAAGAAAAUUAGUGUUUUGCUGUUCAGUUUCUGAUGACCCAGAGUUGGUCAUUAGUGUAUUGUGCAACUUUGAAGCAAAACCUCACCUUGUGAUUUGCUCAUUUUCCUGCUUUUAAGCAGAGAUAGUUGUAUGAGGCAAUUUUACCCACCCUGGCCAUUGGGCUAUUAUAUAUAUUUCCUGUGGAAUAAGUGUGGUAUCUAUAGUUUCAGCAGCAAACACUGCCCCUCACAGUGUGUUCUGAUGUGAUCUUUGUUUGAACAAUAUUUGGUGGCAAAGAGGACAUGAUACAAUAUGUAUUUUGAUUUCUUGCACUCAGUGGUUGCUCACUGAAGUGAUGGUGCUUAGAUUGGUGAUAGUGUGUGUGUAAAAUAGUAGAAUUUCAGUUUAAUCAGACUGUGAAUUCUGACCUCUAUGUUAACUUCUGAAUUUCUGAGAGAACUAAGUUUUUAAAUAUAGUAUGUGUACAUCUAACUGUAUUAGGUUAAGUUUUGAACUGAGUAUCUCACUUUUGAGAUACUAAAUCUCCCAGUGUUGUGAUAGAUCCUACUUGGGUGCCUUUCAGUGAUGGGGGUGGGAUUGCUGGCUGAACUACUUAUCAAAUAUUACAUUAAGAAAAUGGUUAAAAAAAAUAAAACUUCCAAUAUCAUAAUGCCAUCGUUAAAAUCUAUUGUGUGACUGCCCUUGGUAUACUGUUAACAGUUCUGGCUACCACACCUCAAAAAAGGAUAUUGUAGAGCUGGAAAUGGUUCAGAAAAGGCCAGCCAAAAUAAUUAUGGGGCUAGAACAGUCUCCCUAUGUGGAAAGGUUACAAGGUGGGGACAUGAUAAAAUUGUAUAAUAUUAUUCAGAGAAAGUUGAUAGGGAACCGGAGCCAUCUAAAUAUUGGAAGAUUAAAGACAGACGAAAGUAAGUACUUAUUCACACAGUGCAUGAUUAAUCUGUGGAAUUUGCUGUUUUUAAGUCACAUUUUAGUCAAUGUUGUAUAUUUGUUGUUAGCCGCCCUGAGCCCGGUUUUUAAACCGGGAAGGGCAGGGUAUAAAUAAAAAAUUAUUAUAAUAUUAUUAUUACUAAUAUGUGGCGAUGACCAUUAACAUGGAUGGCAUUAAAAGAGUUUAGACAAAUUUAAUGAGAAUUUAAUGUUGGGGGCAGUAUGUCUCUGAAUGUCAGUUGCUGAAAAUCACAAGCAGCGAGACUCGAUUGUGCUCAUGUCCUGCUUAUAAGCUUCUCAUAGUUGCUUUGUCAACGUGAGAACAGAAUGCUGGGCAAGAUGGGCCUUUUGAUUUGAUCUAUUAGAACUCUUGUCUUAUGUCCUUAAGUUGACUGCUGUGCCCUAGCUUGGCCUAAGACUUCCAGGGAAGGCCUGAUGGAAGAAGUAGCCCGUAUAGAAAAUGACACAGUAAUGUCCAGAAAAACAGUAGCAAGCCUGAUGGUCAAGUCCAGGGGUCAGCAACCUUUUUCAGCCAAGGAGUGGUCCACCUUCCCUCAGACCAUGUGGUGGGCUGGACUGUAUUUUUUUGGGGGGAAAUGAACGAAUUCCUAUGCCCCACAAAUAACCCAGAGAUGCAUUUUAAAUUAAGGGAAACAUUCUACUCAUGUAAAAACACACUGAUUCCCGGACCUUCCGUGGGCCGGAUUGAGAAGGUGAUUGGGCUGCAUCCGGCCCCCGGGCUUUAGGUUGCCUAUCCCUGGUCAAGUCGAUGGUAGGCUAUGCCAGAUCGCAAUUGGCAAGAGGAGGGAAGGUAUGGUGUGUCAGGACCCUGGACAGGUCACUGUGGCAGGUACUGGUUGAAACUCACCCAAGGGGAGCUGCUACCUUGGCAGCAUGUGGAGCCCUUGUGAACACUGGCUGGUCUGGAUUGGCUAUUAAUCCUGACUCCUUUGAAGAGCUGCCUAUAUUUUUAAAGAAUAUUGUCUGAUUUUACAGCUGCUGGCUCCUACAGCAUGGGAGUCGUGAGGACUGUAUUGUGCAGGGCAGGUCAUCUUCUGAGUCUGAAGAGUCUGGUCUUGAUAGUUCUGUAGUGUGGGAUGAUGGCUUCCUAGGUGAUGCCUCUGAGUUAGUGCGGGGUUGAUACCAGAGAACAUGACAUUGCAUGCUGAAGAAGAAAGCAAAUCGAUGUUGAAUUUGCACAAGAGUUGUCAUACACAUUUGUUUAGUGUUGUAGAAUUCACUACAGAUAUCUUUGCAUCAAUUAUUUUAUGAGCUGAUGAGGACAUAAAGCAACAAAUGUAAGUGACUACAAAUAUUACACUAGGAACUGCCUUCCGCACAGCAUUCUGUACACCUUCCCAGCCCAUAGAGUUUUACAUCUUGCCCUUAACUUUCUGCCUUUUUCCUUCCCACACUUUUUAGGUUACUCUUUUGCCAUUUCCCCCUUUUUCUUUCCCACCUCCCCUAGUUCAAAGUAUUUUGUGCAUUGUGACCAGAGAGUUUCUGCCACAAUGAGUUUAGCUCUGCAAGAGGACCAUGUCUUCAUCAGUGCGGUGAAGUUUCUUGAAGCCAUAUUUAGUGUUUGUACAUAUGCAAAAAAUAACUGACAUGUAACUGGGGGAUCUGGUAAGUGUUAAUAGUGGUUUUCCUUCGUUUUCCAUUUGCAUGUAUGCAAACUUCCAGUCUUGCAAAAGUCAAAUAUUUUAAUAUUGAACACAAGAGAAAACAGACUUUUCUAAGACAUUAAAUUUUGUCCUGGUGAUCUGCAUAAAAUAUGUACUAGGGGAAGAAGCCCUCAAAGUUGGAAGAUACCAUGAUGAACUAGUUGUUGAUUACUUACAGCAGUUGCAUUUCACUGGUUGCAUUGUCUGGUGAAUGUCCUAUUUAACUAUUAGCAAUUUGUGUUGUUUUUCUAACUCCUUUUUCCUAGUUCUGCUUAUAGGCAGCUGUGGUGAGCUGGUGUGAGAGUAAAGCAUAUUCUUAGCCAAAAUAUGCAUACUUGUUAAGGCCAAAGUAAGUGCAGAUGAGGUAACUCUUCUUUUCCUUACCUAAAUAAAUAAAUAGUGAUCUCAUUCAAACCCCGAAAUACACAGCAACCAAGAACCAGAAGUCAAGUGGUAAAAUUUCAGGAAUACUUCUCCAUAAUUUGCAAAUAGGUGAGUAAAAGAUGGAGAAAUCAGAGUUCAGUUAGCCAAACCCAGGAAAUAUUCCGGUUAUCCUCAGUUGCCCUGUGAGUUAAAAAGUAAAGUCCUGGGCAAAGGUUUGCAUCCUUUGCUGUGGGCAAAGAAAGGUGACAUAGAAAUAUGAACUCUUUCUGUUAAACACAGAUUGGGCAGCUAUGUGAACAUUAAUGGAUGGUGCAACAUGAUUCAUAGGAAAGUACCAGUUAUUGAGUUGUGUAUACAGGCAACCAUUCUGAGAAGAGGAACUACCGGUAAUUAGGGCAGUGGGAAGAGAAGUAUAAAUGAGAGAAGAUCCUGGUUUUAUGCGGGAGGCAGUGGAAGACAGGAGUGCCUGGCGUGCUCUGGUCCAUGGGGUCACGAAGAGUCGGACACGACUAAACGACUAAACAACAACAGGCUAGUGAUAAAGCGGGAUAUCAGAUCCAAACUCUUCUUUUACUCAUCUUCUAUAUUGCAUCCUGGACAGAGAGACUUCAAGCUGGUAGCCUAAGAGAAUGAAGAAUUGUUUAAUUUUGGUUCUUACAUUAUAAUUCCCAGAUCUCUUUUCUGCAGCUCCUUUAACUUUUACCUUCCUUUUUCCUUCAUACUGCUAGUUAGGAUGUAGAAUGUAGAGAUCUUACAUUCAUCACAUAUGUCAAACUUAUCGAGCUGUUACUUCCUAAGUGUAUAGGAAGGUCUUAACUAUUCAUUUGAAAACAGCAAAAUUAUGGGGUUUGGGGGGGUAGGUGGGGAGGAAGGAAAUGAAGCUAUCUCUCUGGGUUUGAGCAAGCUUCUGUUCAGAUUGUGUCUCCCCAUCUACUGCCAGUUCACCAAAUGCUGACACUUUAUUCACUUCUCAAUUGUGCAAAGCAUAAAACUGACCUCUCAGACAAAACUUUUCACAUCUUACCACAGGUGUUAAUGGAUACAUCCUUGGGUGUUAAUUUUUUUAUAUGUACCCCAUGUUUUCAUAAAUUGUUGUACAAUUAAUCUCAACUCUUCUUGGUAAUCUGUUUCAUUCUUAGAGAUCCAAGGGAGCACUUCUAAUAGGAUAGCAAUGCAGAGUUGUUUUAAUUGGUACCAUGUGUUUUUCAGUAUUUUCUGAUGUCUCUGAACAUAGCCAACAUAAUAACUGUGUGGCUUCAUAGUACACUAACAAACUUGGGACUGUAAGUCCAUCCUUGUGCAUUGGGGCCUGUUUAGUAAGAGCCUUCCUCAAUCCUGUCCAAUAUCUUCUGCCAAUUUUCCAGUUCUUGAUCAUCUGAAGCAGAAAAAAUAUGAAUACAAAUAAAACUUAAUAGUUGUAACAUUUUAAUUGUACAGAUUAGAUAGUUUGUUCCAAAACCAGAAGUGAAAGUUAUGGCUGCUUCAUAGAAAUAAUAUUUCUGUGUAAUUUUAAUUUGAGUUGUGUUUACCUGAACCCAAUGGCUUGGAUUCAGAGGAAUGCCAGCUGAAGGGUGUUGAUGGAAUGUGACUUUCCCACCCCUGUAAAGCUUCUCUUAAGGAUCCUGGCUGGGCUGAGGGAAAAGGUGGAUUCCAAAAAUGAAGCAGAAACACUUUCGACGAGCAGGAGAUUUGUGAUUAGUCAUUUGGUUUAGAAAAGUAGAUGUAAUUCAGGCAGGGAGAUUCUAGUCAGUAAAUAGAGCAUUGCUCAUUAAUGCUGGGUUUUCAUAACCUCCUCAAGGACAAUAGAAGGCUCACCAGCUUAAGCUAGUGAAAAAAAUUGCGACACCUUGCAGUGUUUCUCUUUGUCAAAAGCAACAAGGCCUUUGGGCAGCACACAUCCAAUCAUUUAUAGGAUGUGCUGGGACACAGCCCAUCUCCAAAAGUAGUUUAGGGAGGAGACAAGGCAUAUUUCUCCUGGUCUACCUUACUGUGGGGCUGGAGUUAGGAGGAAACUUCCUCUGGUGGGGCUGGGGAUAAAUAACUGGAAUUCUCUUCAUCUCCCACUAACUUCAGGAGUUCUCUGCUUAGGAACCAUCAUGAAGCUUGGCUUUUUCAGCACCUAAAAUGCCUUACAUCAUGACUAUUCAAAAGUCUCUCACUGAUAUUGGCAUGUUCUCCUUCUCUUGAACAAUAAGCUUUCAUGAGGAUUGAAAUCCAUGUUUUCCAUUUGUUGCUGACUUUUGAUGAUACACUGAUUUAUUGAUAAAAGUAUUGGUUGGAAACAAUUUUGUAACCAUAAAACCUAAAUGCUCUUGUUAGUGUAAAUAGAGUGUGAUGCCAAGAGAAUUAGGUAGUAACCAAGGAUGUGGUGAUAACGGGGACAUUCUGGUGAGGUGAGAAAUGUAGUUCUAUCUCACUCCCUAUCAAAUGGAAAUGAUCCCAUCCCUCAUGCUGAAGGGUGGUUGAGCUUUUCAUAGCAAGUGGGCUGCAAAGGUAGUACAACAUGGAACCCAUGGGCUGCACACUGCCUUGUUGCACACAGGGGAAGCAAGGCCAAAAGUUGACCCCCCCCACCCUUGCGCUGCCUUCCUAAAGCUGGCUAAGCGAGGUUUGGGGCUUUGGGAAGGAGGCAGAAGACACUGGCAGGGUCCUAGACCCCUUCUUCUUCCUCCCCAAAGCUGGGAAAGCACCAAUUAGGCUUUGUGACGGAGGUGGGAGCACUCUUAGGACCCUGUCUGAGCCCUCAUGCAUGCUUCCCACAGCUCAGCAUCUUGCUUACCUGGCUUUGGGAAGUCAGUGUGAGGGCUGGUGUGUGUGCCAAAUAUUGCUGAGGACCACCAAAAAGCCUCAAGGGACCACCCUACUCUAGAAUAUGGUGCAAUGCGAAACACAAUAUUCAUUCAUCAAAUCUGGUUGGCACUUUGAAGAAAUGACGCGAAAACAUCUUGCCUAUAGUUUUCUUUAUCAGAAACAGCAGCUAUUCCAUCAGGCUGAAAGGCUCUUUUGGGGCUCCUCUCCUCAAGUUUUUCCUAGCUGGUCGUUCCUCUGUAAGUAAGACGUUUCCUCCCCCGCCCAUUCCAAUCACCUUCCUUUUUUAUUACGUAUCUUAGAGUGUAAAUUUGAGGGCAGGGAUUGUUAUCAGUGCCAUUUGUAAGCCACUCUGGGAGUCAUCUUUGGCAGAAGAGUGGGAAGAAAGUUCCUUAAAUAAAAAAAACUAAUUUUACAGUUUGUUCAGAAAGUUGUCAGGAAAGUGUACAUUUUGUAACGUAGAAAGGUUCCGACCUUCUCUGGAGUUCAUGCACCUUAUAGACUGGAUCUGAACAUUGGAACAUUUAAUCAUACACGCUUAGCUGGCUUCUGGCUGUUUCCCUAUAUAAAUAAGAAAUGGGGAGGGAGAGAAAUCUAUCUGAAUCCUCUAGUCAGUAUUUCUUCUGCCUGGUUCACAUACCAAUAGUAGCAUGUGCCAAGUUUCACUUGCUACGUCUUCUAUCUGAAGAGGAGAGAUUAUGCAUGUUUAUUCUAUGGUUUCAUUACGUAUAUUGCACAUGGUCGUGUGGCCCAUCUAACCUGUAAUUAGAUUUGAGUAUGUUUGAGAUUGAAAAAACGCAUUUCACCUCAUUGCUUUAAAAUCUUACAGUAUUAGCAAGGCAAGUAUAUUUUUUUUAUGGAUAGCUGUUUUUGUAUGUUGUAGUUCAUCACCAACUACUCUAUCAAGGCCAAUGAGAUAAUAGCACAAAAACUUUAUAUCAUUCAACAUUAGGUAGCCUCUGUUGCAAACCUUUUAACUUUCAGCUUAUCUUCAUCAACACAUCUAUUUUUCAGAAGUUAUUAAGGUAUUAAUAGGUUUGCUGUGUUCUAAAGAAUGCAUGCAUUCAGGUUUUCUGUAGCUGCAAUAGUUGGAGAUUUGUAUCAGUUUGAGAUGAGCAAAUUAUGACAUGCUGUAAUUUGGAGUCUGCUUUUUUGUUGUUGCAGUUCCCAGAGUGUGGUUUUUUUGGCAUGUAUGACAAAAUUCUUCUGUUCCGCCAUGACCUGAACUCAGAAAAUAUUUUACAGCGGAUUACAUCAGCUGAAGAAAUACGUGAAGGUGACCUCGUUGAGGUUGUUCUCUCUGGUAAAUAGGUUUUCAAUGUGGUUCCCUUGUUGUUACAUAAAGCCAUGAUAUUACCAUUGCUUCAAAAUGGUUGAAAUUUGUGGACUGCUUUAUAAAUAUUAAAGGUUACUUGAAAUAAAGUAGAUGAAAUGACAUCUUACUGAACCAGCCUCUACAGAUGAAAACUGUUGAAUUUGCGCGUAACAAUUGGAUAAUCUUAAUUAUCUUCUGAAUUUUUUGGGAUUAGUAAAUUGUCAGUUACUUGAUCUACAAUAGCAACCACUGUGUUCUAAAUAGUGUAGAAAGUUCUUCAUGCAACCUUUAUUAAAAAACAGGUUUGGUUUUUGUUUUUUUAAAAACAUUUAUAUAGUUGUAUGUCUUAAAAUGCAUGCUUUGUAGGAGUUGAGCAUAGUCAUCAGUUUCUACCAAAGGCAGUUUGCUGAGGCUACCAUUAUUUUUAAAAAAUCAUUCCAGUCAAUCAUACUUAUAAAUAUUGCUGUAAUCAAGUGGGACUCACUCCUGUUUUAUAAUGUAUUUUUUAAAAGCAUUGGCUACAGUCGAAGAUUUCCAGAUUCGUCCUCAUAUGCUAUAUGUGCAUUCUUACAAGGCUCCCACUUUUUGUGACUAUUGCGGAGAGAUGCUUUGGGGCUUGGUACGACAAGGGUUGAAAUGUGAAGGUAAGUUUGUCAAUAAGUGCAUCUUAAGUAUGACAUGUAUCUAUGUCCAUGUAUCUAUUGUCCAUGACAAUACACACUUUCAGUGAUUUUGUGUAUUGUACUUCAGUCAUAGCGGGACGCGGGUGGCGCUGUGGGUAAAACCUCAGUGCCUAGGACUUGCUGAUCGUAAGGUCUGCGGUUCGAAUCCCCGCGGCGGGGUGAGCUCCCGCCGUUCGGUCCCUGCUCCUGCCAACCUAGCAGUUUGAAAGCACCCCUAAGUGCAAGUAGAUAAAUAGGUACCGCUCCGGCGGGAAGGUAAACAGCGUUUCCGUGUGCGGCGCUGGUGCUGGCUCGCCAGCUGCAGCUUCGUCGCGCUGGCCACGUGACCCGGAAGUGUCUUCGGACGGCCCGGCUCCUGGCCUCUUGAGCGAGACGAGCGCGCAACUCUAGAGUCGGACACGACUGGCCCGUAUGGGGAGGGGUACCUUUACCUUUACCUUUACUUCAGUCAUAUUUAAAAAUAAAACAUAGUAGGUGUAACUCAAAGAGCAAGACAUGUUAUUAUUUGAAUUCGUUUUUCUAAAAGUCUUAUGAAGUCAGCAACCACAUCCUCCCCGAUAAUGGCUUUCUUCUGUGGCAAGCAAAAUUUCUGUUUGACAGUGCUACAGAGAUAUAAACAACCCAAUCCUAAGGGUUUUAGGGCUGUCCUAUUAGGUUUAGGGUAUGCAAAGCUAAUGUCAGUGCAACAUUGGAAGCUGUAGCAUUAUGCCAAUGCUGCAGACAAACAUGCUGGCACAAAUGUUUUGGUCUGACGUGUUGAUUAGAGAAAUGUUUCCUUUUCUUGUCACAGCUUUUUAUAACAUGCAAAUAAAGUUCUGAAUGGGCAUACCUUUUCAUGUGGCCCUUGUUCAGUUGGCUGCAGUACCUUCCUCAGUUCUCCUGUCAACAGGCUGUUGUCCAGGUAUUAGUAACAUGACACUUCAUGCUUAAUGGCUUUUACUCAACUCCUGUGGUUCCAGCUGAGCCAGGAGUACAUUGUUUAGAUAGUCUGCCAGGGGAAAGAGAGCUGAGGAAGAUCAGCAGCAACAUGUAUUGCAUAACAGGCCCCGUUUUCAGGCUUUAGCUAGGGUGAAGCAGGGUCAGAAAAGCAAGUAUUCAGGCCAAAAAAAUUCCAUGCAUUACACAGAUCUGCUGAUAAUUACACCACCACUCCGUUGUGCUAGGAGAUUAUUAAAAUUAUAUUGAGAGUCAAAUUCACCAUGUUUUGGCUUGAUCUGUCUUUUCUGAAAAUAUGAUCCUAAUUUAUUACUGUCAAUUCUAUUUAAAUGAAUGGUAUCAUUCAUAAUAAGUUGUUUAUCCCCCUUCCCUAAUGCUAAUUUUAUUAGGGUGUGGAUUAAACUACCACAAGCGAUGCGCCUUCAAGAUCCCAAACAACUGCAGUGGUGUAAGAAAGAGGCGUUUAUCUAAUGUAUCUUUACCAGGAUCUGCACUUUCAGUCCCAAGAUCAGUGCAAACUGAAUACACAGUCGCAGUCACAGAAGAGGUAUUUAGAUGAUUUUUCUCUCUCUUAAGGUGGGAUUCCAUUCAAGUUGCAUAUGCUACUGUCAUGUGUCAAGGCACAUAACCCCAAACCUUCCUUUCGUAAAUAUGUGGGGCUCUUGGAGCUCCUUAUCUGUGUUCUGAUUUAAUAUGUGCUGAGGUUCAGCUGCUCAAAUAGCCUUAGAGUAUGCAAGGUAUAAUCACUAACAACUUCCCCUUUCUUAUUCUACCCCUCCAAAGCACAGCAAAUUUAAUAUGAUUUUCCUUUUUUGUGUGUUGUGUGUGUUUAUAACCAAAUCAGUCACUUAACACUAGGUGAUAAAGGUUAACAAUGGAAAUAUUACAUAUAUUAGGUAAAAGUAGAAUUUAAGAACCUGAUUUAUUGCUAUUCUGAAUGUAAUAGGAUGAAUAUAUAGUUCAGCAGUGCCCUAUUGCUUGAAAGGUGGAUGGCUCCAUUCAUGAGUGUAGAUGUUACAGUUGUAUUAAAUUAAUAAAAAUCCACCCCGUCUGCAAUCCAGUAAGGGCUUGAUCAGGUUAGAUCAGGCCCUCAGUCUGACUUGGACCCUCAUCUCACUCACUUUAAGGAAUUAAACACCAGCUGGUGGCCAUAGCAAAAACAAGGCAUGGAGCUUAUUAAAAGUGAUGGCGGAUGUCUUCUGAAGUAUUAAGGAGGGCUGUUUAAUAUCACUGGUAAAUGCCAACUAUUUGGUUCCAGCUCGAACCUAGGUUGGUGUAGCAAUAUAUGGCUUCUGUGUUAUUUAGAUUCCUUAUUAUGGAUACUUUUUCCAGGCUUAAGUAGAAACAUAAGAAGAGUCCUACUGGAUCAGACCAAAGACCCAUCUAGUCCAGCAUCCUGUUCUCACAGUGGCCAACCAGUUGCCUUUUAGUUUGCUAUAGUCUUGUUGGUAAAGGAGGCCCGGAAAGGAUUGGGGAGCUAGGAAUGAUAGGAGCCUAGGGAAAAUAUCAGGAGAAUUAGGUCUGCACUACAAGUUCAAGCCCUGCAUGUCUGCUUUUCUUUUCAGUGUCCCCUUCUAGAGCCCAGUAAGAGGAUUCCUUCCUGGAGUGGGCGUCCAAUAUGGAUGGAAAAGAUGGUGCUCUGCAGGGUGAAGGUUCCACAUACCUUUGCUGUUCAUUCUUACACUCGACCCACCAUAUGCCAGUACUGCAAACGAUUGCUCAAGGGUCUCUUUCGCCAAGGAAUGCAGUGUAAAGGUAAGAGUAUUCACUGCUGCAAGGUUAAUAUUGUUAUUUGUACAGCUUUUUCACAUUCUUAGCUAUACACCCAAAGCCUGAGUUAAAAUUAUUUCAGCAAGAAGGGAUGCAAGCUUUGAACUACUCCACUAAGUCCUCUUUGUAGCUUUUUUUAAAAAGAGAAGUAAAAAACCAGGCAAAACUAUUGUGGUUUUUCACGAACAUAGAAUAUCCCAAGUGCACAGAAACUCCUACCUUCUCACCUUCACUCUCUUAGUAUUAGACACGGGACCACAAACUUUGCAAUUGAUAUGCACAGCAUCAUAGAAUCAUAGAGUUGGAAGGGACCCAACCCCCUGCAAUGCUGGUUCACAGCUAAAGAAGCCCUGACAGAUGGCCAUUCAACCUCUUAAAAAACCCUCGAUGAAGGAGAUGUGAGGGACCAGAUGGGAGGCUGGGGUGUGGUCCAGCAGAUUAACCUCCAGUUGCAGAUCCCUGUUGUAGGCUAUUGGCAAAGCAAGUAUUUAUAAAGCCAUCCCCACUUUAAAAAAGCUGUUUGCAUUUAAUUUAUACUCUUACUAAAACUUUAAAGAGUGUGUAAAAUAUAGUAUUACUAUACUUAGCUGAGAAAUCCACUUACUUUCCUAAGUCUCAAAUGUAAUCUGUGAUUCAGCAUGGCAGUAUAGUUUUGUUGUUUAUAUGCCAUCAAUAGCCUGUGUCUCCAGAUCAUGGAUCAUCUUUUUUCUUUCCCCCUGCAGACAUAUGCCUCUGUAUAUUUACUACUUGGUAUGAACCCUUGUCUUAUAUUUUGUAUGUAAAGUGCUUAGUUACUUGUGGCACUCAAUAAUAUGUUGUUUGUGUAGGGAUUAGUUUUUUAGUUUCAUAGCAGUAGAGAUAUUUUAAGGUAGAGAGUUCAGUAAUAAAGUUUGCAAAUUAACACACACAAAAUAUUUUAUGUACAAUUUAAAAGAAACAGUCUGGGGACAUCAUUUUCAAGAACAUAGCAGUGGUAAAUAAACCUGCAAAAAGAACCUGCUGGGGCCUAGCUGUGUUCUUCCAGCACCCUAUUGCUUUUCUGUGCUGCCUUUCCUCUGCUGGCAUUUUUCUACUGGUUUUUCUCCACUGGCAGCCCACUUGGUUUCUGUGGAAAGCAGAGAGGAGGGAUGGUUCAUACCCCUGCAUGCAAUUUCUUGUUGCACAUGGCUACUUGGUGAGUGCUUAGAUACAAAAACAUCCCCAAAAUAAAUAAAAUGUAGGUGUCAUGUAAGGGAUAUUUAAAGAGUUUCUCCAUAAAUGUAUGAGUGAAAGCAAACCAUUUUUUCUUGCUUUAGACUGCAGAUUUAACUGUCACAAACGUUGUGCUUCUAAAGUACCCAAAGAUUGUCUUGGAGAAGUUGUGUUCAAUGGAGGUAAGAGCAAACAUGUUCUGAAAUAGUAAAGAAUUAUUUGUGUAUUAAUUUUCAGUGUGACUUGCAAUAUAUUUAAAAGGUGAGAUAGAAGUAUGUAAAUGUUCUUACAUACUUGAGUUGACUGAAAGUGCUCUCUAUCUGCUGAAGUGAAAUAUAUUAACAACUUUGGUCUCUUCAGCAAAGUUGAUAGUGAAUUUCCAUUGAAAGUAUUCAGUCUUGUGGUCCCUAGGAGAGUGUCUCAGGAGCCAUAGGAUAUUGUGCUAGGGUAGGCUGCAAGGCUCUCUGGGUAAUUUAUGCUGAGUAGCACCACCACCACUGUUUCCCAUUUAAGUAUUACUAGGUCUGGCAGUAAAGAAAUCUAGACCUGAAAUAUUUAUAGUAUACUGAGAGUGGGGAAUGCUUUUCUAGACUCCUGCCUUGCUUAUGGCAGCAGUCCAAUGAGUAAUUCUCAGUUUCUCUCCUUAAAAGCAUAGAGGGUGGGGAAAUGCUAGGCAAGGUGAGUAGACCAGAUCCCACAGCUAUGCAAAAACAUAACCAAUCCCAGAGUUCAAAUUACAAGAGCAGAUUUAUUUAAAGCACUGAAAGAAAUAGAAAGCUGUUUUAAAUAUAAGGAAACUUCUAUUUGCUAUCCAAGGCAAUCUUAGUAAGUUAUAAAUUAUUUUCAGCUGACAUGCAAAACAGCAUGGGUCAUCCCAGGCAAUUCAUAGAAGGCAUUCAAGGGAGAGAUGGAGAUCAUUUAAAAACCUUGCCCUUUCUUUUAAAAAAAACCCCUCUGAAGAUUCAGUUGGGGGUGGUGGCGGUUAGCUGGCCAGGUAGGUAAGGUAUCCACCAACCAAGGGAAGGCAGUUCUACUUGGAAUCUUUGAGGUUCAUCACAUAUGCAGAUGGAAGGGAUAAGAAGUGUGAAUGGGCAAAUUACCUGAUUUUCCUCAACACCACCCCAUGGGGUCAGAAUGGGGUAAGCAAUCUCACAUGCAUGUGAGGCAGAUGUUUUAGAUGUGACUUGUGUGUCCUAAAGAAGGACACCAAACCAUCAAUUUCAGUUGGGUUUCUGCACAGUUCUAAGUGGGAUUCAGUGUUGGUGAAGUGUAGGAUGCGCAGUGGGGAAUAUACUAUUCCCUCCAAAGUCUUGCUGGCCUGUGCAGCAACCUUACCCAGUGUUUUCCUUUUACACAGUUUCCCUUCACAUUCUAUUCUCUUUCCCUGCUCUGCCUAAUUUGUUUCAAUGAUGGAUGUGGUUUUCAACGGGUCCCUCCUCAGGGUACCUGGGCUAACUCAUCCAACUUCUUCCACCCCUCAUCCUGAUCUGGAACCCCCCCCCCAAUGUCUCAUGAUAUUAAGGCCCAGUCCAGGGUCUCUUUGGAGAAUGAAGGGUCUUGGAUUCAAUGGAUCCAAGCCUCUGCUGGACCCUUCAGAAUCCCGAGUUUGGGGGCAUAAGUUGCUUUGGGGCCUAGUUGUCAGUGGUAACUGUGUUGGUAAUAUAAACCUAUUGUACCUUUGCAGACAUAAUAGGGGCUUCUGCAGUGGUGGUGCCUGCCCCCUUGGUAGAGGUCUGUGGGGGGACCUACCUAUGUGCAGUUCUGGACCUUACCAGCCAUGGGAUUUGGGGAUUGGGAUCUCUCCAUUAGAUACUGAAACUGAGGGAAGAAGAUAAUAUGUUUGGACAGCAUAUGCUUUCACUGGUGCCUUAAGCAUCCCACUGCUUCUCCCCUGUUGCAAUAAAACUUGAAAGAAUUCUUCUGCUGUAGUCAGUAGAAGACUAUUUUCAAACAUAUUACAGUGGGUGGGUGUUUGGAUUAACCUUUGUAUGCUGAGCUGACACACUCGCCUGCCCGGCUUGAAAAACUCACUAAAAUUAGGGUUGAAAAUUGACUCCCAAUGCAAGGCUUUUUUCAAGCCUACUAGUUGGGGGGGCGGGGGCGGGAUCUUUCUUUUGGGAGGGAAGGUUAACCCUAAUGAAUAGCAGGGUGGAAGUUUGAAUGUGUGUAAGUGUGGUUGCGGUGCGCAGAACAGUUUCUCAGGUUCUCAGAUUUAUCCACUGCACAAAAAAGUUGGGCAACACAAUGCCAGAAGUUGAUUAUGGAGCCUCACAGUAGCUGCCAUUGAUGUAUUAUACCCUUUGCACUCUGAUGGAACUGGCUUCCUAGUUUGACACCUCUGUUUUAAUUGCUAGCAUUACAUAACUCCUAAUUUCCUCUGUGUAGGGGAGAAUUUACAGAAUCUUUUCUAAAGCAGAAAUGUUGGAGAGCAUGUUUGUGUAAAAUUCCUUCUUCAUUAUUUUGUCUCUGUGCCUGUCUAAAGAUACUAGAAAAAUCAACCCUGUGUGUGGCAGUUGUGACUGCCUAUCCUUGGCUGCCCUGCUCUGUUUGAAGCAGCAGAAAGCUGGGUUUAACUUGCAUUAGUAUUGAACCAGGUGUAAAGAGAGUUCUGUUCUCUGAUUCCCAUCCUGUCCACACCCUUCCCUGGAAAGACAUAGUCAUGAUGUUCUUGCAUCAGAGGAGAGGGAGUUGGCUGGCACAGGAGGUGGAAGAACUGUGAUGAUGCCAACUUUCCACUGAUGGAGAAUUGCCCUGUGUCAGGAAGUACCUACAUAGCAUGAAGUGGCCUUAGUAAAACAAAAACAUAGCCCAAUUGUUUUUACUUUUUCUCCUGUCUUGGCUGUGUUUGAUUGUGUAUAUUUGAUUUUGUUACAUAUGUACUGAAGGCUGCAACAGAUUUCUAAUUCAUUCCUGACUAAAAUUGUGGUGUAAAUGAUUUUUCUAACAUGAAUAAUAUUAAUGAAUAAUAAUAUUUUGUAACCUUUUGUUUUUAUAUGGAAUAAGAACCGGCUAGUCCAGGUCAAGAUAUGGAUAUGCCAAUGGAGGUUGACAGCAGUGAAAUGAACAGUGAUGGAGGUAGGAGCUUGGAUGAUACAGAAGAACCCUCUCCCCCAGAAGACAAAAUGUUUUUUAUGGAUCCAGCAGAUCUAGAUGGGGACAAAGAUGAAGAGGCUGUCAAAACUAUCAGGUUUGUAAAAUCAAAGUAUUCCAUUGCAUGUCUGUGAAGCUCCCUAUUAAAAACAUUUUUCUGUUGAGAGGAGAAUUAAUUUUGCUAUUCACUUAUUAUUAUUUAUUAUUGGUUUACAAGAGAUGCUUUCUCACUCUUCAGCAUAAGUGAAAAACAGCAAUUAACAGAAUUGAUUAAAUGUGAAAGUAUGUAGGCUUGAACCUAUUGGAAGUAGAAUCCCCUGUGAGCGUCAACAUGGAAAUAAAUUACAUUAUUGAAGAAUGCUUAGCUAUACUGACUAGUUGAUGGAAAAUGUUAUGCUGACCUAGAUUUAUAGGGCUACUUUAUUCUCCUGACCUUAGGCCAAACUCAUUCCAGUCCUAAUGCAAGUCAAUUGAUUGAAUGGAGUUACAUAAGGAAUCAAUUUUGCUCCUUGUGUGUGUUGCAAGUUAGGUUAAAGGAAACAACUUUUGGCUCAUUGGAUGUGACCUCUAAAGGGUCAUGUGCUUUUACUCGUAUAUGUACUACUAGAGUAAAUUAUUUGAAUUACAGCUCAUACUAUUGUUUAUAAAAGAUGAGAUCCAGUGUAGUUUAUGGAAAUAGAGCAAUGGAUUUAGAAUAGUGUUCAGCCAUGGACUCAUUAGGUGGCCUUAAAGAAAUUUAAGCCUUAGCUCCAUACUGUAAAGUAGGAAUAAUAAAGACAGAUUUCACUGGGAUGUAGUGAGAAUGAAAGUGAGGAUUGCAAGACUAUUUAUCUACCUAAAACUCAAUUCAUGUCUACGGUGUGCUUCAAAUCAUUUUCCUCUGUAGCAGGGUGGGGAACCUCAUGCCUGGGGGCCAGAUGUGGCCCUCCGUGCCUCUCUAUCUGGUCCUUGAGACUCUCCCCAGCCACAGCUCCUCUGCCAAGGCCACUCCCCUCUGUAGAACUGCUUUGACCCUCCUUGAGUGUUUUUGUGUGGAGGGCGUAUGUCCUUAGAUUCUGAUUUUGCUUCCUGCUUGCCUGCAUGGAGGAUAGAGAAGAGUGGGUGGAUGUGUGUUAAAACUAGUCUACCUUACAAAAGUAAAAUUCAUGUUCACGGCUCUUUCUGUUCCCGUCCCCACUUCUGCUUGUGGCCUUGCCUCCCACCAGCAUGUGAUUCCCGGAAGGUUGCUUAGAAGGGAAUGCAGCCCUCGGACUGAGAAAGGUUCCUCACCCUCAAUGUACAGACAGGGCUUGGACUCAGUACAUGGCAACCAGAAUGCAGGGCCCUGCUUGGUACCAUCUUUCUUAGGCUGUGCUUGUCCUCUCCUCCCAUGAGAAGAUUUCAGAGUGGAAGUGGAGCUGAGUUCCUGUCCUACUGGGCACGAUUCAGGAUAGCUGCUAUAGUACUUAUCUCUCCCUUCAAGAAAAAUAGGAGCACAGGAAGAUGGUUUUAAUUUAGGAUAGGACUUAAUUUAGGAUAAGAUUUUUGCUCUUUGUUACUGUCUCUAUUGCUGUUGGAUGUGUGUAUAUGUGGAAAGAGGACUGAGUUUAUAUUCAGGCUUGGUUUGAUGAAAGAGAUCAUCCUAGGACCCCUUGUUUUGUUGGUUCAUAGGGCAGGUUUGGGCUUUACUGUAACCUGCUGCCCAAGAGUUAAUAAGUCUGCCUUGGCAUCUUCUAUAAUGUUGUAAAGGACUUUGACACCUCAUCUAAAACUGUGUCAUAGCCCCUUAACAUGGUAACGUGUCUUGCCUAAUCUGGGUGGGGGAGGGUUAGUGAUUUUAAAAACAACUCUCUUGUCAUCUGUAUGAUCAUGAUGUGCCCUACAUAAUGUUUUAUUUUUAGAAGAUUUUUGUUUAAGAUGCAAGUAAUAGUCAAGAAUAUUCUACUUGAAGUUUAUCCUGAAUUAUAGCACAGCUGUAGGAUGUCCUGAAAUAUGUAUGAUUAGAGACAUGCGUUUCUUUUUUCAACAGCCCAUCGACAAGCAAUAAUAUUCCAUUAAUGAGGGUUGUGCAAUCAAUCAAGCACACAAAGAGGAAGAGCAGUACAAUGGUGAAGGAAGGAUGGAUGGUUCAUUACACUAGCCAAGACAACCUGGUCAGUAAUUUUACCUCUACUUUUCAGUGUGAUAUUUACUUUUAGUUAUUUUAAGUCUGGGAUGGGGAAACUGUGGCCUUCCAGAUACUGUUGGGCUCCCAACUCCUUCAAAGCAAGCUAGCGUGACCAAUAGCUGAGUUUAUGGGAAUUGUAGUCCAACAUUUAGAGAACCACAAAUUCCUCACCUAUUUUUUGCUUUAAAAAUUGCUUUAAAACUCUCAAGAAAGGAAAUGAUCUAUGCUGCUCUGUUUAUGCAAGCAGUGCUUCUUCAGUACUAGCUAUGGGAGGAGAAAGAACUCUCUGUACUGGCUGGGCUCUGUCUGCCAUUGUAACCAACAGAAGCCUUGUUUGUAUGUUGGGUUCAGGAUCACAAUGGUGUGGUAGGGUCUCCCUUAUCCAAGACAAGUUUCCCGAGCCAACUCUGUUGCAGCCUCUGAGGAGCAGCUAGAAAAUGGGGUCACAGUAUUGUUCUCCCCGUUCCACUGUUUUCCUGCUCAGAUCUCUUGAGUCUUAAAGUCUUUGCCUGAUGGGGACUUUCCCAAAGUGUUGGGACAGUGAUACCUACUGCUGCUGCCCUGGGAUAGGAGGUGGUCACAGAAAACAUCUUGGUCCUAUGCAUUGCUGCACAGGCUUGAGCUUUAGAGUAGGCACUGUUUGAAAAAGCAUAGCUGAUAGUACCUUUAAAGGUCAUCAUCAGUACAGGCCAUUGAAAUUGCUAACAUGGAUUCUGCUAUAGGGUACCAAUGUCUGUGUCUUAAAGAGAAACCCUCUCAUAUUUGUUGCAGAGAAAAAGACAUUACUGGAGGCUGGAUAGUAAAUGUCUUACACUAUUUCAGAAUGAAUCUGGGACAAAGUAUUACAAGGUAAGUGAUAAUAUAAAUCUCUUUUUUUUUUUUUACUUAUGUCAGUUUCCAUCUAAAGUGUUGUUCCCCUAAUGUUAAUCUGUAGUUGAAAUCCUUCAUUUACAUCCUUUUCUCUGCACAAUACUGUAUUUGUGUAUUAACUGUUGAACCCUAAAUAUCAUAGGUAUGUUAAGAUUGAGAUGUUUUUUUAAUGAAGGUGCACCGUGUCUCUUGUGUACAGUUCUUUAUCUGUUUAUUUGUGUGUUACAGUGCCCAGCCAUGCAUGGAUAUUUUAUGCCCCUUGAAACCAGACUAGUGAAUGUUUGAGGGACUGGGGUAACAGAAGUAGAAUACUUACUGAAGAAAAGGAUAGCAUAUAUGGGAGGAGGCAAAGGAUUGAGAGAGCCAAAAUUGAUCAUGUCCUGUGACAUAGCUGGGAAUAAGAAGGCUUACAAAGCACCUGACAGGCAGCAAAACUGAAAAUAAGCAAUUAUGUCUGCUUCCUGAGUGGAUGGUGAAAGGUCUUCUCACUUUGGAUAUGGUGUGGUGAUUCUGUAAUGAUGAACUGGGUCAUCGGGCUGCUAUAGAAAGAUUGAUUCUAUGGACAAUGUAGCACCAGAGAUGAAAGGCAAUUCUAAAGUGUGUCGUGGGAGGAAAAUGCCAGUUGGGUCCAGAGCAAAGACAAAACUUUAUUAGUGGCCCUUCUUGAUUGUAAUAUUUGUGCAAUCCCUAGGAACCUAAAGAGGGACUAAAGCGAAGGCCACUCAGUGCUAUCAAAAUAUUUCUAGUUGAGUUCAGUAGCAUACAUUUUGUUAUUGUUGCAUAUGCCCUCCACUCCUAGUGUUUAACACCUUUUGUUUCCUUUAGGAGAUUCCGCUUUCUGAAAUUCUUCAGGUGACUCAGCCGCGGGACUUCUCAAACGUGGUGCAAGGCAGCAACCCACACUGCUUUGAAAUAAUCACUGACACUAUGGUGUACUUUGUUGGCGAGAACAAUGGCAGCAAUCAUCAUAAUCCUGUUUUGGCUGCUACUGGAGUGGGACUGGAUGUAGCGCAGAGCUGGGAGAAAGCUAUUCGUCAAGCUUUGAUGCCAGUCACGCCUCAGGCUAGCAUUUGCACUGCUGCAGCACAAGGGAAAGAUCACAGUAAGAGCACAGAAGCACUCUCUUCUUCCUAAUGGAGAUCUGUGAAGUAAUGGGCCCUGGUUCAACAAAAUAUUUUAUGGGUUGCUUAUGCCUGCAACAUGUCAUGGGGCUGGCUCUGUAUUUGAACCAGACCUUCAACUGCUACAUAUUUAGCAUUAGUUAGUAUGUCAGUGCUGUUCCUCUCGGAGUUGAUUCCUGUCUUGCUAAUUCUACAUAUGUAACAAUUAAGGGCCUGGUUUUAAAACUGAAACUGUGUGGAAUACCAUACGAGUAAGCAAUGCAACUCUUCCUCGGCCAGUGUUGAAAGCAGGCCUCAUGCUGCUAGUGUAGCCUUUCCAAAAAUUCUUUCCCUUCCUGUGUGAGUUGUAGCCAUUGACUAAACUCAUCUGAAGUCAUGCCAUUUAUAUGCUAACUAUAGAGCAAGCAGGACCCUGCUCGUAGAAUGCUGACAUAUAACACAGCUUCAGUGGAGGAACUGAGAAGUCAAUUUGGCUUACAGAAAAAAACAUGCAGAGAACCGUUGUCCUAGGAGCAGGAGGAACUGUGUACUGAUGGCAGGAAGAGAGAGGGUGGUGACAUGGGUGUUGACGGUGAAGAGGAGGAUUAGAAUCCUGACAGAAAGAUAAAUGAGUAGGCAGUGGGCUAAGGAAGGCAUGACCUGAGGGGAGAACAGGUGGAAUUACAACAUGCAUGCUUCAUAGCCAAGAACAGUGCAUUUGUGUGGGGUGGGGGACAGGGAGGGCUUAAAUAGAAGGGUAGUGGGGUGAAACAGCUUGGACUGGAUUUUUCGUGAUUCUCCUUGUAUUAAAAAUAAGGCUGAGCCCUGGCACAUUGCAGCUCUGAGCUAGAGGCAAAGAAUGGAGAACUUGUGAUGAAAAGCAGGACUGGGUUGUCUGACUGUUGAAUUAAAGGAGAUUCUGGCAAUGCCUAAUGCCCCCAAAGACUGGUGUUUAGGUUCAGACCUGUGUAACAGUCAUGCAAUACAUUCUGUAAGCCUAUUUGACUGAUACAUAAGAAAAACGCAUGUGCUUACAAAUUCCUUAGUUCCUUCGAGGUGGAGACAUAAGGAGAGCAAAUGUCUUGAAGGAAGGAGGAACACGGGCAAUGUUGAUGGCCAGUGACAAAAUAGAACUGAAGAAAAAUAUUCUGUGUUGUUGUGGUAGAGUUCAGUGCGAGGGAGAUUUUGAAAGCUGUCUGUUAGGGGAACAUAAAGAGGUGUUUGGAAAUGUGAUGCAGAGUGCCAAGGCUACAUUUCACAUAUUAAUUGGCAUGUCAAUAAAUGUUUGGCUGCUAGGACAUUGGUCUUUCAUUGUAAUACUGCUUCCACAUUAAAAACAUGUAUAUUUUCUCAUUGCAGAAGAAUUAUCUGUCAGCAUUUCUGUUUCAAAUUGCCAGAUCCAAGAAAAUGUGGUGAGUCACAAAAUGUAAAUACUAUUGUAGCUGGAUUGUUAUCAGUUGUCCCCCGAUGGCUAUUUUAUAUCAAAAUAAUUGGAGAUAAAGACAAAUGAAAAGCUGAAGAACACAUUGUUCCCAUUAGGCAACCUAGCUUAUUUAAUACAAUGACUUGUCUGAAAAAAAAUCUAUAUAUGGUAAAGUUUCUUAACCUUUUUAGUAGUGAGCAAUGCAAAAAGAGAAGCCUUGUAAAUGAUACUUUAUAAGUUUGAUCCCUUCCCCCACUUGAGAGCCAGUGUGGUGUAGUGGUUAAGAGUGGUAGACUCAUAAUCUGGUGAACCGGGUUCAAUUCCCCGCUCCUCCACAUGCAGCUGCUGGGUGACCUUGGGCCAGUCACUUUUCUCUGAAGUCUCAGCCUCACUCACCUCACAGAGUGUUUGUUGUGGGGGAGGAAGGGAAAGGAGAUUGUUAGCCGCUUUGAGACGCCUUCGGGUAGUGAUAAAGCGGGAUAUCAAAUCCAAACUCUUCUUCUUCUGAUAUGCAGGAAUUGAACUAAAUACAAUAAAGAUUACUGACAAAUUUUGAACCUAUAAUUUAAAACCAUUAUCAGUUGUUGGAUGAGAAUUAAGGGUUGUUAUUAUUAUUAUUUUAAAAAGACUAUUGUUGGGGGCUGCCUUUUUGGUAGUUAUUUCCCAAAAGGAGGAAUGACUUUGUUCCCCAAGCAUGAAAUGUGCAUCCAUGUUCUGAUCUAAAACCAUACUCCAGUGCCUUCUUAUAGUAGGUUAUCUGGGGGAAGGGAAACCCCAUAGUCUAGGAAAACAAAUGCUGCAGUCCUUUGCCCAGUUACUCGAAAGCAAGUCUCAUUGAAUUUGACAGAACAUCUAAAUGAAUAUGUAUAGGAUUUGCAGUUUUGGUAGAACAUUGGUAGGCUAAUUGAAAUGUUUUGGGACACGGGUGGCGCUGUAGUCUCUUGGGCUUGCCGAUUGGAAGGUCGGUGGUUCGAAUCCCUGCAAUGAGGUGAGCUCCCGUUGCUCUGUCCCAGCUUCUGCCAGCCUAGCAGUUUGAAAACAUGCCAGUGCAAGUAGAUAAAUAGGUACCACUCCGGUGGGAAGAUAAAUGGCAUUUCCAUGCACUCUGGCUUCCAUCACGGUGUUCCGUUGCUCCAGAAGCGGUUUAGUCAUGCUGGCCACAUGACCCAGAAAGCUGCCUGUGGAUAAACUCAGCCUGAAGCGAGAUGAGCGCCACAGCCCCAUAGUCACCUUUGAUUGGCGUUAACUGUCCAGGGGUCAUUUACCUUACCUUCACCUAAUUGAAAUGUUUUAUUUUAUUGGUAGUUUAGGUGAUGUGUGGUUUGUACUCUUCUUCCCUAGUCUUUUGUUUAUUAUAUUAGUGAUAUGCCUGUCAAGUUUGCAGGAUAGAGAACCUGUGUUUCUUGUUCGUGAUCUCUGGGCAUUCACACAUGUUGGUUCAGUGCCUGUUCAGAGCUCUUUGGGAAAUGUCUCUAGCUAGGCUAGAGUUUUAGUAGGUGUCCUGUCCCCACCUUUCAUGUGCCCAUAUCAAAAGGGCAUGGCUUCCACCUUUGUGCUCAGUUUUCUUUCUCCCUCAUCUCAAGGCUGACUUUUGUUUGUGAGGCAGACAGGUUCUUCUAGUCAAGCACUUCUUAGUGUGAGGUCAGAAUGUUCUCUGGAAUGUGCCCAGAAAUUCUGGAAUGUUUUCCUGUGGAUCACCUUAGAGCAGGUCUGGUGGUAGCUAAAUGAGUUUCACCCAGUGCCAGUGACAUAAAUGAGGCAGUGAUGCCAAAUCUGGGGCCCAGCCCUACUCUUGCUCAUAUUACAAAUAUGUGUGACAAUGUGCUUACUACAAGUACAGUUGUCAGGAAUCCAUCAUUGGUUGCAGCUCCUCUUUUGCAUAUACAGAAUACAUCUACAAUGUGGCAAAUGUUCUUGACUGGCCAUGCUAAAGAAACAAAGAUCUAUGGUUCUGAUGGGAUUUUCAUAUAGACUGGCCUUAGCAUAUGAGCACACAUUCAUGCUGACAGAAAGGCUGGUUUGUAUGCUUUAUUGUUACACAGCUGGAGACAAGUUUAAGGAAUACAGAUUGCACUGCAGUUUGUAAAUUUGCAAAUAAAUUACAAAUAAAUUUGCAAAUGUUAAUUUUGUAUGCUGUUCUUAUCUCUGUUACACAAGUUACUAUACAUGGUAAACAAUGCUAGCAUGAACAGGUUUUAACAGGUGGGAAUGGACCUUUUUUACUCCCCUUUUUUGGAGUAAUUUUUAAUUGGGUUAUAAAGAAAUACUUUCUUUCCCUUUUUGUGUCCAUGAAGUGUAGCUCUUAAAGCUUCUGCCUCUGUCACUGAAGUAAUUGAACAUAAUAUUUACCUUCCCCUGCCUGCACCCUCUCUUCCCCUAGGAUAUCAGUUCCGUAUACCAGAUCUUUGCUGAUGAGGUGCUUGGCUCUGGUCAGUUUGGUGUUGUGUAUGGAGGUAAGUUUGACUAAACAAUCACUGCAAGUUCAGACUUGUGAUAUUUGGCUUUGCUUCAUGCUAGAUCUUCUCUCAGGUUAGGAGAAAGUAAUUCAAUAGUUGCAGUUCAAGAGACAGUUUCUGUCUCUUACGCAAUUGCUUGCCUGGUUUACAAAAUUAAUUCCCAUUCAGUUGGUUCUUCUGUUACCUUGCAGAAGUUAUGGAAUGUUACAGUUGGGUUGCCUUUCUUUUUAAUCUUGUAAAAAUAAGCCUAUAUUUUUUGUACCUUUUACUUACACUUAAAUCUUUAAGGCAGGUACUCUUUCUGCUUGCUCCAUGCAACUAUCUUCCAGAGCAGUUAUUGUACCCUGACUAAUUACAGAAUCACCAGUACUGAAUAAAGAACUCCAGGUGAGGUCUAGCUAGGCCUCUAAAAUAGUAGUAGUGUGGUGUCCUUGUAGCAUUUCUUUAGCAUUCUUUCUGCCCCUUAUGUAUAUUUUGUGCUUAUCUUAAAUAAACUGAUCAGCUUUUCUCAUUAAUGUUAUAUCAAGGCUUUUGUAUGUUUUGUUCCAUAUCAGCUAAAGUGCAAUGUGAUAGAAGCUAGGGUUGUCCUGUAGGUAGAAUCUGGAUUCUGAUAUUCAUCCUUUUAUUAACUCACUCAGUAAUUCUGGACCAUUUUAUUAACUCAACCUAAAUUCCUCAUCUGUGGAAGAUAAGUAGUAAUUUUAUUUUAUAAGUGAGUGUGGCUAAAACUAAAUAUAAGCAAGUCUCUUUGCACAUUCAAAGCUAUAAUGUUUGUAAUACAUGAAUAGUCCCUGAAGGAGCAAGUUUUGAAAUUCUGAUUUGUUUCAAGCAAACUCUGUUGCCUCUCACUUCUGCACUUUGAGAGCGGAGCUAAACAAUGAUUUUGUUGAAUUAGGCUCUAUGCCCAUAUUAGUAAAGGUGUACCAAAAAUAUCCCCAUUCAAAUUAAGGACUGAGAAGAAGCCCACCCCACUAAAAUGAAAGUAUAAUUCUCUCCUUGGACAUGCAGGGAUUUUGGUCUUAAGGUGAGAUUAGAUCUUAACCACAGAGAUCUAGACAGCAGAGCAAUAAUUGCCUUAAGCAGGGAGAAGCACUUUGAUAUGAUGCAAGCUUCAGCACUUUGCAUGCUUCAUCUGAGAUUGUGAUUUGGGUUAUACUACUUCCCAUCCUCUUUCUCAUGUGAUAAUCAUGUAGACUUCACAUUUGCAUAGGAACCUGAAUGCUUCAAGUCCAACAGAUGCAGAUGCCUUAUUCAUGCAAACUGUACAUUAUUAAUAUUGUGGUGUACAGAUCAUGUGGCCAGAGCCCCUAUGCAAGCAUAAAAUCUACCAUGUGGAUGUCAGGUGGGGAUAAGAGGCAAGCUCUCUCUUCUCAUGGGUAUUGGCUGAAAAUCUGUAAAUGACAGAUAUAUUUCCCUCUCUGUUUUUCAGUGUAAUAUUUAAAUACACAUUUAUCACAAAUAUCUACCUUCUGUGCAAAACGUUUGUUUUUGACUCUCCUUGUUAGGUUGGAGAUACUAAAGUGUGUACUCUGUGUGUGUUUAUGUAGGAAAACAUAGGAAGACUGGAAGGGAUGUGGCAAUUAAAGUCAUUGAUAAAAUGCGAUUCCCCACAAAACAGGAAAGUCAGCUGCGCAAUGAAGUGGCCAUUUUGCAGGUACAAAGAUUAUUUGAAUCUGUUCUGUUACAUCAUAGGAAUAAGUUUAUUAUUGAAAUACUGUGAGUAGGUGAGCAAUCAGAGGCUUGAAUUGUACAGAGGCUUGAAUCUGCAUGUUUCAGAGUUGUGAACAUACAGCGUUUCUGUGUGAUCAUUGUUGACAUAGCUGGGUACAAUCUCUGCGUAGUCUUGCUUUUGUAUAUUUUAAUAUUCCUGCUAUAGUAGUUUCUGAGCUGUACAGGAAAACUGUAAAAAGAGCCAUAGCUUGUGUUUUCUCUCUACAAAUAUUGCUAGGGAUUGCUUGAGUGCUUUCUAAACAAUUAAGCAUAGCCAGGACCUAGGCAGAUAUUUUCUGAUUUUCAGUACAUAAUGGUGGUACAUUUUUCAUGACAAUAUUAAAUAUGCUUCCUAGAAUUUGCACCACCCUGGGAUUGUAAACCUGGAAUGUAUGUUUGAAACUCCAGAAAGGGUUUUUGUUGUAAUGGAAAAACUUCAUGGCGAUAUGUUGGAGAUGAUUCUUUCCAGUGAGAAAAGCCGGCUUCCAGAAAGAAUCACCAAAUUCAUGGUCACUCAGGUGAGUCUGCUCUUAAUAAUGGCUUGUACAGUUCUGUUGUCACACAUUCAGGGCAGGCUACAACUAUUUAAAAUAGACUGUUAAAACAAUUUAAAUCAAACCACAGGAAACUACUUUUUCAUAACAUUUCAGAAAAGUAUUAUAUACAAAGUAACCUUAAGUAGGGAUCUGGAUCUGGAUCCCCUAAUAUUUAUUACCGUAUGUACCAGGCAGGAAUCUUGGUAGACUGAGAUUCCUUUUUAUUGCUGCUCUCGAAGAAGCACCUUUCACAAACAAGCAGUCAAAUAGUGACUCAGGGUUGUAUUCAAGAUAGUGCUACAUUAAAGAGAGUUAGUGUUGAACUUACUCUGUUAACAUGUCACUUGGGGGAAAACAGAUUCCAAAAUGAAUAGCUUGUAUGUGUAUGCUAAAGUUGUAGAGGAUAGAAAAAUUAAAGGUAGUUUCACAACAUGUCUGGUAGUGCAGCCUCUUGCACAACAAGUGAACCUGUUGCUUUCGACUCCAUGGCAUGGUUCAGCUCCUGAACCCUCGGCCUGUAGAAUCUCCUGCUGCCUGCACCCUUCUUUGUGGUACCAGUAAUGUUCUCUUCCCUAGCUGCUCCCUUUUAUUUAUUUUUAAAAAAUAUUUGUUGACCCUAAAGUAGCAGCAGCCCUGGCACCAAAGGUCCUCUUCAGAACCAGGCACUCUGGGUAAUGUGACCAGGAAAAUGUCUGUCCAAUUUCCAUGGCUUGCCACGGCAGGGAGGUGGGAGACUUGUCAGUCCACCAUGGAUUGGAGUUGCACUUGGCUUCUCAAGCAAAGCACUGCCUCCUAGGCUCAGUGGUGGGUGAGUGGGCAGCAGGUUGGGCUGGUGAGCUAGCACUGGUUUGUGGGCAGCAUUGAGAAAUAGACCUCUACUAGUGCAAUGGUCUUUGCACUGGGAACCUAAGAAGCUGCCUUAUACAGGAGCAAGACCAUUGGUCCAUCUAGCUCAGUACUGUGUACAUUGAUUGGCACUGGCUCUGUAGGGUUUUAGGCAGAGUCUUUCCUAGUCAUGCCUGGAAAUGUUGGGGAUUGAACCAGGGACCUUCUGCAUGCAAGGCAGAUGAUCUGCCACUGAACUAUGGCCCUUCUCGACUAACGAUUUGACAGCAUUGGCUCCAACCUCAGUCUCAUGUGAAGGUGGGCCUUUUCUCCCCCUCCUUAGCCCUAACAUCUUUCAGAAGAGGGGCUGAGGAGGACUCCUGGUGAUCCUUAAACUGAAGGUAAUUUCACCUGUCUUUUAGGCAAUUCUUGGACACAUAAUAUGUUGCAUCUCUUUCUCUCUGAUUUUGAAAAUACUUUUUUCCUUUUAUUUUCUUAGAUACUUGUUGCUUUGAGGAAUUUACACUUCAAGAAUAUAGUGCACUGUGACUUAAAACCUGAAAAUGUACUAUUAGCAUCAGCAGAGCCAUUUCCUCAGGUGGGAAAGAAUGAAGUAUUUUUUUUAAUGGUUGUAUAUUCUGCAGGAGGAUAUACAGGAUAAAAUGUUCAUUAACUCUGUAUUUUAUGCCAUUUGGGAACAAAGCACCAUCUUUUGUACUUUGAAUACAUCUCAUAAAACAAUUCUCCGCACACCAGUGUUUGUAGGUCUCUGAGAAAAUUGUUACUAAGCCCGAAAGUUAGAACCAUUCCAUAUGAUCUACCAAGUGGCCUGGUUGGACACUUCAGGUAUAGCGUGUCAUUUUUCUAAUGAGCAAUUCUUGCAAAAUUGUAUGUUGGCGCACAACUCCCUACCCCCAUCUGUUUUGUUUUAAAGAGUUGGCUAUUACAGUUAAUGAAUUUUUGAUACUGAUGUUCAGUUCAAGGUAAUUUAAUCAAGGGAUAUUUGUUUUAUAGGUGAAGCUGUGCGAUUUUGGUUUUGCACGUAUUAUUGGUGAGAAGUCUUUCCGGAGGUCUGUAGUGGGAACUCCAGCUUAUCUCGCCCCAGAGGUGCUUAGAAGUAAGGGCUACAAUAGAUCUCUGGAUAUGUGGUCAGUGGGAGUCAUCAUCUACGUGAGCCUUAGUGGUACAUUUCCAUUUAAUGAGGAUGAAGACAUAAAUGACCAGAUUCAAAAUGCAGCAUUUAUGUAUCCACCAAAUCCCUGGAAGGAAAUAUCUAGUGAAGGUAAAUAUACUCUAGAGGUUUUGGAUAUAAUAUCUUGGUUCAUAAUAUUUUCCAUGUUUCUAUAUUUUAGACUAUAAGGCAUGGCAUUUAGUGUGAAUGAGACCAUGGAAUUACAAGAAAUUUAGGAGGAAACAAAGUGCUGUUAUUCAGGAGUUAUUGCAAAACGUUUGACUGUAAUAGAAAAUAUUCAUUUAUUGCACUUUUAUUCCACCUUUCCUUCCAAGUAACUCAAGAUAGUGUAUAGGCACCUGCCUCUACCCUGUUUUUUAUCCCUGCAACAACCUUGUAGGGUUUGUAGACUGACAAAUAGGCAAGGUCACCCAAUGAGAUUCAUGGCUGGAAAACAGAUGUGAAUCUGGGUCUUCCAGGUCCUGGUUGAACGCUAUCCACUAUACUGCAGAUGGGUCUCCAGCACAGAUGGAUAAAAGGCUUUAACUUUUAUGUUGGAAACCUUAUGCUUCAUGUUAUAGGGCCUGGUUUGGAGGGUUGUAAGAUUAAAAUCUGGAGGUAUGGCCCUGUCAGGCAUUAUAUUUAGGGCUUUCCCAAUGCCUGCUGUAGAAAGGAAAAGAGCCACCAAUUAUCAUAAUGGACCCUGGGAACCCUAUGUGAAAACAUGCCUGUAGAUCAGUGUUUUUCAGUUGGUGUAAUGUGUUAUUCAGCAAUGCACUUCUUUGUACACAGCCCUUUCCAAAGUUGUCUUGCUUCCUCCCAUGCCUGUAGUCUGCGUUUCCCAGAAAAAAGAACUUUAUUUGUGCUUAAAGCUUGCUAAUGUCAUGUUUAGUUUUCAGCACUGGUGUGUAGGUAAUGACAAUUUGGAACUUAUUAUUUGAAUCUGUUGCAUACCUUUUGCAGCAAAUGUACACUUUGAAAAAUUGUUUCAAUAGUAGGUAUCAAUUUGUCCUGAAAGCAUCCAAACUUAGCAUCCUAUACAUGUUACUCAGAAGUAAAUGCUGCUCUGUUCAAAAGUACUUACUCCCAAUUUAAUGUGUGUAAUCUUUCAGCAUUAUGGUACAAUUCAAAUUCUCUAAAACAAAUAGAAGUCUUAUUGUUGACUUCAGAUGAAUUCCACCCAUACAACACAAACUGUUUACACAAACCCACAAACUUUCCUUUUUCUCUUAAUUACUAUUUUUUCCUUCAGAAUUAUUAUUGUGGGUGACAGAAAAGACAAAAUACUUAUUUUGAAUACUUUUUUCUCUUUCUUGCUCCUCCAGCUAUCGAUUUAAUAAACAACUUGCUUCAAGUGAAGAUGAGAAAACGUUACAGUGUUGACAAAUCACUUAGUCACCCGUGGUUACAGGUAUAGCUAAUGCAUACCAGCUUUAUUGUGUUAUAUGUUACCCAGUUCAAUUACAUGAAUCAUAAUCUGACUCAAGUAGUUGACAGGUCUUGUAUAAAUGAAAUCUUGGAAAGUUUAUUUGAUUCAAUUUGAGUAGAGCUAUCUAUUUUUCCUUCCUCUCUUUUUUGGGCAUGAUGAGAGUUUGUUUAAUUUGGUCUGGGUUUAACAGUAUGCACUGGGUUAUUUGAAAUAAUAGAUGUUAAGAGUCAUAAUUUUCGGAUUUAGAGUGAUGUCUCUGACACUCAUUACUUUAUAGCAUUGGUUGUUGUAUCAUACACCCAGCCAUCAGUUAAUGACUUAGAAUGUAACUAGAUGUCUGAAACCCACUUUUGCUGAGCCAAAGUAUAUGACUUGGUGAUGGAGACAGAACUUGAAAGGAAGAAUCAGCUGACAGAAAGAAGGGUUGUCAAACCCUUCCACUGAUUUUCCUCUGUAAAAGCUUUCCUGAACCCCUACCAUAAGGGCUCUUUUCAUUUUGGAAUCCAGAUGGAGUGUAAAAACCCAACUUAAACUGUCUUGAGGGAAAGGUACUUGGAGAGGAUCUCCUGUGAGCAUCCCAUUUCCACGUCUUAAUAAUUAGCUGGGUUUUUUGUGUGUGUGCAAAAAACACCUCCCUCUAAGCUUGGCUCUAAUUAAGUGUAAGGAUUGUGAGCAUGACUAGAGUGGAGGUCUAUUAUCUUGACCCUUGCCUGUUCUUUGUGACCCAGGCAGGACCUGUAUCAUUAAAGGUGAAAGAUGUUUGGGCUUACUUUGCUGUUAGGCAGGCAUGAAGAUAGGCAUACUGGGGUCUUGCAAGGGUUAGAAAGUAAUGUGAUUAACUGGCAUGAAAUCAGUGUGUUACAUUGGUUUGAUGCAGAGGCUGUGGUGGGAGUGAGGAACUUGCCCAUCAUCAGAACUGAAUAUUGUUGGGUAACACACUGUGCUUUUAGAAAUGAAUCACUGCGCUAUUAAGAUCAACAUUGUGUUCAGAAACAACUCAUCUAAACUUUUCUUUUUAGGAUUAUCAAACUUGGCUUGAUCUUCGGGAGUUUGAAACUCGCAUCGGAGAGCGUUAUAUUACCCAUGAAAGUGAUGAUGCUCGCUGGGAAGAACAUGCGUAUGAGCACAAUCUUGUAUACCCCAAACAUUUCAUUAUGGCCCCCAAUCCAGAUGAUAUGGAGGAAGACCCAUAAUUGUUACCCAGGGAAAGGCACUUAACUUAAACCAUUACUGAUACUCUGAUGGAGCAAGUAUUGCUCUUUGCUCUUCAGUCUAUAAAGCAGUGAAGGAUCUUCCAUCAGUUUUUGGAUGGAUUAGAUGACUUGGGAAAGGCUCCACAUCUCUAGUUACUAUGACUAUGAAUGCGAUCCGGCACUGGGUUAAAAGCCAUGAAAUAUUUGUGUUAACAUUGCCUUACUGGUACAUCGCAGUGAUGUUACUGGCCGAUGAAGUGCACAGAGACUUGAUGUAGUAUGUGAAAUUUCCAGGGUUUUUGUAGUUUACACAAUAACAAAAUAAUUUUAAUGGUUUUCUAGUUCCUACCUACUAAGCCAUAGAAUACUAUUUUCUGGUAUUUAGAUACAUCUGUUAACGAAGCUGUAGAGAAACCUGAAAUAUAUACCAUGACCAAAUAACUACAACAAUGCUUGAUUUUUAAGCCCCAUACAAAACACUGGUAGAAUAUUUAUUUAGCAGGUAUGAGUUGGAAAAGCAAUAAAAGUAAAGGGAGCCAAUAACUUUAAGGCAGAUUUGUGGUUCUUCUGCUUAACUAGAGCAGCCUCUUGAUGUAUGGAAGUGCAGAGCAUUAAAAGUACAGCCAUACCUCGGGUUGAAUAUACUUCAUGUUGAGCGCGUUCGAGUUGCGCUCCACGGCAACCUGGAAGCAACGGAGCACGUUACUUCCGGGUGUCGCCGCUCGCGCAUGCGCAGACGCUCAAAAUGAUGUCACAUGCAGAAGCGGCGAAAAGUGAUGCGUGCGUGCGCAGACGUGCCGUUGCUAGUUACGUUUGCUUCUGGAUGCGAACGGGGCUCCGGAACGGAUCCCGUUCACAUCCCGAGGUACCACUGUACUCCAUAAUCCCACUUAAUACAGACAUGGUGUGUUUUCACCUUUACACUUACAUUAGGAGAACAGUAAAGCAUUAUGGUGAAUUAUCAUUGUGUGGCAGAUGUUAGUGUGACUUUGAGGCUUAUGGAGGGCUUUCGGCCUUAAUUUAUCCAUAGACCGGGAUCCAGACAUGUAAUUUGCAUACUGCUGUAAAGAAAAAAGUGCUCCACCGGUUGUUUUUGAGCGCAACAGUUCCGUGUGCUAGACAUAAACUUUUAAAAGCAAUUGGUUUCUUCUGCAGUGGGAAUUGUUGCACCAGAUAGAAAAAACUGAAGCUCUUGCUGUGUGUAUUGUUCCCUCUCCCAUAUCACAUAUUUGGCUCCAGCCAAUUAGCAUCCAGUUCACAACUAAGAUCUUCAGUUGUUUAGCCUUCCACUGUGGAAACGUGAUUUGUGGUGGAAAGUUUAAAGUAGUAGGUGCAUCACAAUAGCCUUGAGGUGGUGUGGGGGCUCAUACUUCUGUGCUGUCAUUCAUUUUGGUCUGGAAGAUACUUGUCUGCUGCAGUUUGGCCCCAAAGAAUCUUUUAAUUUCUUGAAAUGAAUAAAAUUUUACUUAAUUUCCAAUUAAUUCUAGUAACUAGAAUCCACAGUGUAAUAUAUCCUUAGGAUCUCUCGUAUUCUAAGAAGAUGCGGUCAUUUAUGUUUCCAGGUUGCUCUUUGCUUUCUGCUCUUUGCUUUCCUUCUGCUUUCAUUAAACCCUGUAGUCUAGCAAAAUCACUCUUAGCUGUUGGUGAUUAGGGGGUUGUGACCUUUUGCCUUCCACUUGCUGGGUUUGUCACUCAGAAGUUAAGGGUGGAAAGAGAGUUUGCCUCCCUCCCUCCUUCCUGUCCCACACAAAUUUAUUUGCAAGGCACUCCGCUUGAAGCAGCUGGCUUCUUCUUAAAAGAUCUACUGAUAGGAAAAGGAUGGGAAGUGCCUUGGAGGAAGGGCUAAAACCUGUCACCCCUUUCUUCCCUUCCCUUCCUGCUAGCAGGUCUGCUGACAAAACACUUACAUUUAAUCCACACAGUUCUCAAUUACAGAUGAGAAUCAAUUUGGCAAGCACUCCUAGAUUUAAUGAGUAUGAAUGGGUGGUACUUUAUACAUAAAAAAGUUAACACAAUAAUAUGAAUUCACUUCCUGGCCACUGUUUGUUCCAUCAUAGUGUUAAUUAUUGCUGUCUGAACAGCAGCCUGUCAGUUCUGUUUUGCAUCUGCUUUUCUUCUUUCUGAUUUCCUGUCCAUCUCCUUCCUCAGGUCGGUCUUCAGCAUCUUCUCUUCUUCAACUGUCAUCAGCUGACUUCUUUUCACUUUGCUUUCUCCCAGCAUUUCAUGCCCUCCUUUCACUUGCCCUGCAUUCUGUGUCAUUACAGGACUAGGCUUUACACUUGACAUAAAAGUUAUUCCUGUGCAUGUCUGUGAAUUACAACUAUGUAAAGAGCAAGAGAGGAACACAGAAGAAGAAUCUCAAAAAUCUUAUCACAAUAAGGAAGGUCCAGUGCAUACAUUCCCUUACGUUAAACCAAAUGUUUUGAUCUGGAGAAAUGAUGGAAGCAGCAGUUCAAGAACAAGGCUAUAUGAAGAUAACUUAAAGCAGUCUCAGAACAUUAAAGGAUACUGGACAACCAGUGCAAAUGUCACUAAAGUAAAUCUAAAAUAGAAACCUUGCUUAAUUUUUUAUUUCAUCUCAACCAACUGUUCUAUUUAUAAUAGAGGACUGGCAAACAAAUGAACUAACCUGGAUCUAGUUAUGAAGUUAACAUUUUCAGGGAAAUGUGGUCUACAAUUGAAAUAAGCUGUAUAUAAAUGUCAGCAAGAACCAGAUGUGCAGUUGAAGCUUUCUGUGAAAUUUUCAUGGCAACACUUGCUCUGGCCAAGGCAUGCUGCUGUAGCUGUUGCAGCAAAAAACUUCAAAGUAAGUUCCAACAGUGUGUGGCCCCAUCUCUAGGAUAUAGCUUCAUUUGAUCAUGACCUUUAACAGCUGUUCAUAGGCCAGUUUAUUUUCCAAAUCCUCUAAGAGCAAAAGGAUUUGGCCACCUCUCCAUCUCUUCCUCUUGACCUUAAAUUUAUUAGUGCGUUCUGGAUACUCUGUGAGCAUUCAGUAUAAUGGAAUUUUCUAUGCUAUACAGUCUCCAAUUAGAUUGCCACAAGUAGAGGAAAAUGUGUUGAAUAAUGGAGUACACUAUGAUGGAGCAAGCUUUAGAAGAACCUUGUAUAAUUAUUUAAUUUGAAACAAAUAUUGUUGCUUGUAGUGUUUUGUUGCUUUGUUUCAGUUGCCAGACAAACUUACAGACAAACUCAAUUUUAGUGGUAGCAUUUCUCUAAUGUGCAAAUUUUAGAUGAAUGGUGCAAUUCACAAACUCCUUAUUUCAGUCUAGCAGGAGUGAAGCAGAACAAAGACUGUGUGUCAUUGGGGUUACAGAUUCAUAGUCUUAUGAGGCAUAUGAGUUGGAACGGCAGGAUAUAUGAAAUAUGGGUGUUUAUUCUUCCAUUUGUGUGUCUCCCUUGAUUUAUGUUCAGCUGAAUGUGAGCGGCCUCAGCUAAAAAAUACUGAGGUAAUGUGAUGUGAAAAUUCUGCCUGUGGCAUUUUGAUUUAUGAAGACUAUUUUGCAUGUGCAACUCAUCACUGGAUGUUGUUGUCACCGAAUAGAGAACAUGCAUUUAUAAGUUCACUUAGAUCCUUAGAUUUGAACUUUCAUUAGCCCCAGCCACCACAUCCAAUGGGCAAGGAUAAUGGGAGUAGGAGUCUAAUAACAUAUGGAGGACCAUGUGUUCACCACCAUUUCUAAAAGGGGUUUGUAGUGCAUCUAUGGCCUGCUUCAAACCAGAAUUUGAUUAGGAUCAUGUGGAUUGAUUUAUGAUGGACUGCUGCAUGGAUGUUUCUGCACUGUGCAGAAUGGAUGUUUCUGCAUUGUGCAGAAUGUUUCACUAACUCACUGAUGUUUACUGUGACCCACAUGAAUCACUGGCCUAAUUUCAGGCAUAUUUGUUGAACAGAUUUUGAGAGUCAGCUAUGCACCUGCAGUUCUUCAUGUCUUUGCUCUGUAUUCAGAAUACUUGGACUGAAACUUUUUGUAUCUUAUUUUGUUAUCCCAUUACAAACCCCAAUGUGACAUGGUAAUUAAGGUAUAAAAGUACUGAUUAUGUAGGUAGGGUUACCUACAUGACUGAUGCUUUUAUUAUUGAAGUGAGUGGACAACCAAGAAUCUGUUUGAUGGCAGGAACUUUGCCAAAGCAGUAACAUGUAAAUUGGGUCAGUGGGUUGCAAGUAACAUGUGGAUGCAAAGAACAUUAAUUUCUACAAUCUUGAAUUGGAAAUUGUUCCAGGGAUUAAUAUUCUACAAGUUGGGGGGACCCUCUGAAAUAAUGCAGCUGUUUGGAAAUGUAAGAGACAAGUUUAAUGUGGAUGAAGCCUUCUCCAAACCACAGAGUCCAAAAUAAUGAGCCAGGAACUUUUAGCAGAUUAUCCUUGUAGUUAAGCUACAAAUGUAUUCAAAGAAAAUCUAGAAAAUAUUCUAGAAAAUGUUUCUCACCUAUAGAAAAGGUCAUUGUAAUUUUAAUGUCAUCAGUUUCUUAACCUUUUCUACUGUAGGCGUGGGAAGCAGUGCUCUCAGUGGGGAGAAUCCACAGCAGAGAUGAGAAUGACUAAGUCUCAAAGGCAGUCAAAAUGUCAUGGAUAAGUGAAAUGAUUGGAAGCCCCUAUCAUAAAUGGUCCAAUCAUGUAAAAUUAUUGGAAGCUAGUAUUCAUUUUUUUGAAUAUACAGCUGGAACUAUUCUGUAUUUAUAGCAUGGUAUUGAACACUGAAAGUAGCUGUUCUAGCAAAGCACAUUUUGUUGUGGCAUAACUAUUAAUCUAUUGGAAGUGUUCAUAGAUGUUUCACUGUUUUGUCUUAUUGUUUCUUUGUAAACUUAUGCAACAACAGAAUAGGAUCAAUAUUAUUUCGGAUUGACUCAGUUGUUAUCCUAUAGAUGUCUACUCAGAAAUAAGUCCCCUUGAGUUCAGUGGGGUUUGCUUCCAGGUAGGUGUAUAUAGAAUUGCAGCCUUAAGAUCGGUUGUAGCAUCAGAAAGCCAUAUUUAAACAGCAGCAAAGUGAGUCAAGAAUGUACAGUGUCAGGUAUGCCUCUUGAUUUAAUUUCAGGAUUCAGGAUAGCAAAAUUUUGGACCAGUAGGGUAGGAACAAAAGCCCUGUUGUGGUUAAAGAUGAGAAAUAACUGGAAUGUUUCUACUCUAUAACAGCUGUUACACACAUUUCACAAACCAUAAAUAAACUGCAUAGCUUGCACUCUAACUUUCCUAUGAAUGCCUACAAAUAUUAUUAAAUCAAAGCUUUAAGUCACUGAAGGUUGGCAUUAAAUCUGUUGCUCCAGAUGAAUUUGUACCCAGUGUUGCAUUAUCAUUAAUCUUUGUUUUUCAGUUAAGUUGCAUUCAUUGAAGAAAUAGUUCUGUAUUGAUGCUAGAAGAUAUUCAUGUAAAACUUGUAGCCUCAAAAUGACACUGUCAAGUACUUUUUAUAUUUUUAUAUGUCCCGUUGUUUGUAAAUAUCCUCUAAGCUUGAAAAUAAAUUUUAUUUCCCUAUCAUGCGUCUUUUCCCCACUACUGUAUCCUCUGUACUUCCUCUAACUUUGGUAACUGUAUCAAAAUCCCUGUGUGCAGGCAUUGUUACAGAAAGGCAACAUGAUUGUUAUGAGACCUAUCUACAUACCCCUAUUUCCAUGAUUCGCAAUGGGAAGCCUGCAUCGUUCUCUUAAAGCAUUCACAUUUGGGGUUCACUUCCAUGAGAGUUCACCAAAGCCAGCAACAAAUGCUGAAUGUGAUGUUGAGUCUUUUGACUUCUUUUGCUGAUCUGAAGCUGUAAAUCUGGAGUGAGGUAACAUGGCAAAAAAGUGGAAACGUCCUCCCAUUUUAUCCAGGUCCAUUAACAUUUCAUAACUUCGAAGCAGCUGAGUCUGAAUGGCUGCAUCAUUGACACUUUUCAAUAGUACCUAAAUGGGAAAAUGGAUUAUUUUAAUCCCCUUUAAAACUGCAGAAUUGUCCAGUUGUGCUACCUGUAACUUGGCUACUUUCCAUCCUAGAAUUACAUCAAUCUCCUGCCCUUCCAAAUUUGUAUAUGCUGAAUUUUAACUUGUUCAUUUGAUAAAUUUAUAUCCCACCCUUCAAAAUAAAUAAUACGGGUUCUGUCUCUCAUUACAAUGAGACUUAAAUCAGCUACAGAUAAUCUAAGUGUAUUCAGUUAAGUAAGACUAGUUUUUAUAAACUAGCCAGAAAGUGGCCCCUACCUGCAGUCUGAUAUCAAUGCCCAUAUUUUUCAAAAAAUCAUGUUGCUUUAUGGGACCCAAGGUUGCUACUCUUUCCUGUGCUAUUUUUCGCAGGUAACUGAAGUCAACAUCUGCUGUGAGGUCCGCUGUUCCUGGAGAUAUUAAGACAUUGUGAAGUUCAUGUCCACGGAAUCCCUGAAAAAUAAUAGAAAUGGGGGGGGGGGGGGAAUGGUUCACUUAGACCCUGCAGCUUUUUAGGUUGCAGACAAAAAUAGAGCACAGAGGAAAAACAACCUCCAAUUAUAAAAAGGACAUUUUUAAAGUUAAGAAUUAUGAUUUUUGAAGAAUUGUAUGCUGUCUUAAGCUACAAAUGACUCCCUUUCCAAAACCUCACCACUUAUUGCUGGCUAUAACAUUCUUGCACUUCCACUCCACCUUUUAUCGCAAAGCUACUUUAGUAACUGCCCCAGAUAGUAGAGAAGAAAUUUUAGCUUUGGAAAAAACAGACUGUUCACGCAAACUGUCCUGUAGGAACCUUUAUAAAUCAACCUACCCUGAACGUAUCUGUUUUGGUUCCAUUGUGGCCAUAAUCUACAAUCAGUGCAUUGCCUCCAUUCUUUUCAAUAUUAUGGGCCAGCUUCUGGAUGAUGAUACCAGCAUCAGGACACACUUCCACAUGAUCUCUGGAUUCUUUGUCCUAAAUGAGAAUUCAGGGGUUGAACAAACAGUUAUGUAGCAGUAUAUGUACAUGUGCCUACAGCUAUAAGUCCUGACACUUUCCUGCAGCUUCCCUCAAGAGAAUUUUGGGUUGUGAGUUUUAUGGGAGGACAUGAAUCGUCCAUCAAACCUGUAAUUCUCAGGAUUCCCUGCAGGGAAAUGAUAGCAGGAAAUCUGCAAGAUGGGGUUUGUCACAUGUCUAUCUGGAUCCUACAUUUGUUAUGAAAUAAAACCCCUUGUCGGAAUUAACUAGAUGCGAGAUUUGUUGCAUUUUAGUAAUGAUCUUACUGGUUAAUUUGAUAAAUACCAGGUAAGCUGCUAUACAAGAUUCUAUAAAGUUUUCCUUAGGAAUCUAUAGCUUAAUAUUCUGCUUGUCCAUCUCUUUUCCUAAAAUGAAAUACAGAUGUAUCACACUUACUGGUCUGGUUUCACAUGGAAAGUAGCCUUUCCUUACAAUUUUAUUGCACAUAACAAAUGCAUACUAAGAUGUUAUCAAUAAAAACCGCCAGAUAAGUAUGUUUGAAACAGUGAUAAUAACUGCAGUAAGUACAUUUUGAAAACAGUGAGCAGCUCAAAAUAUGUAACACAAUGGCAGUAUUAGCUGGAUGGAGAGGAUUAUAUAAGCGAGCUUACAUGUAUGAAGGCUUUUGCAGCAGGAGUAGCAGAUGGCGCAAGGACAAAUCGCAGCUUGUCGGGAGUGUCUGGAUCAAUGUCAACCAACAACUCACGCCACCCCUUUUCUGUUUUCUGUUAAUUUAAAAAUAAGUUGGAUACGGAUUUUAUUGAACAUUGUCAGCUACAUUGUUUACCAUUUCAUGUAAGUUUAUUCAAGGUUAUGCUCUUGACAAAAAAAAAAGCCGAUUAAUCAUUUAUUAUACCUUUACCUCUCAGUGAAGUUCUUUAAAAGCAAACAUGAACAGAUUUUGCUUCACUAAUUUGUACCUUUGUGGAAAAGUUCCUGCUGUAUUCCUUAGUAUUCUGACCAGUAGAAACAAAAAACCCAGUCAACUGUGUUGAUCCAUUAUUACACACAUCUGCACAUCUGAAAGCAGCUGUGUACAGUUUAGUAUCCAAUUUAUUAGAAUUAGCAUGGCAGUAAUCCUGUGCAUAGUUUCCUAUAAGCUCUUAUCAAAACUCAGUGGUACUUGCUUCUGACAGGAUAGAUUGUAAAACACACUGGGCGCUAACAAAAUAUUGUGAGCCAGCUGAAAUGCAAGUGUUAGCUUUUAAUUAGGAAUGCAUUUAAGCUGGAAGCAGGAAGCUCAUGAAAAAGAGAGGAAGCAAUCUCCAGCCUCAGCUUGACUGUUUCCCUCCUUCUCUGACUUGUAUGCUAAUUCAGUAACUUUGCCAUUCUAGCAGAUGUAAUGUCUUCUGUUCUGAAAAAAGUCCUGGAGCAGGGCUCCCCUACGUUUCUCCUCCAAUACACCACUAAUACUGGCCAGUAAUAAUAAUAUUUAUUAAAUUUG
Podarcis lilfordi (Lilford's wall lizard) is the source of this 59912-nucleotide messenger RNA. Lineage: Eukaryota; Metazoa; Chordata; Lepidosauria; Squamata; Lacertidae. The record is from the annotation of a GenBank genome assembly.